CGCCGCAGCAUCGCACGCACACACGCACACGCGUAUCACACGCAUCACCACUGCACACGGUCCUGCUGUCCGCGGGGACUGCCGACAGAAAAUUCAGUCACUUAUUCGCCGCGAGUCAGUGACGACCCAACACUGCAGCACCACCACCGCAGCCGCGUAAUAAAAACAGUAUCUAACAAGACGCCGUAUAGCUGUCCGCGCCGCAUAUCAUCGAUAUACUGCUGCAACAGUGUACAUCACUUUGGCGGCGCGACCGUGUGCAGCAGUCGUGUAUGUCCGGCAGACACCGCGCUCGUAUCCAGUGCCGCUUCUAAAUGGACGUACUACACGGACUCGAGAAGUAAGACAUUUUUUUUUUUUUUCUUCUCAUCUUUCGUAUAUCUGCUGAAAAAUAAAAAAAAAAAAAAAAAUAAAAGCCGCGAUUUAUUUCAAAGAUCUCGUCCCUUAAUUGUAAUAAUUUUCUUUUCCGCGUUAUAAUUUUAUAACGCAGGUAUGAAAUCAACCUUCUUUAGCUACGCCAAACUGUAUAGAAAAAAAUGCGUAGAGCAAUAAUGAUUUUUCAAGAAAUUCGUUUACACUCGUCCGUUCGGGUAAAUUUUUUUUUAAUCUAUUUUAUUACUGUCAAUAUUGUUAAAACUUCAAAUAUAUUUUAUUAUUAUUUUUUUUUAUUUCAAUAUUGAAAUAAUACGUUUAAAAUAUUAUAAACUAAUCAUUCGUUUCAAUUUUCAAUCAAUUUUAGAAAAAUAUUGUAACAGCUGUAAAUUAGAUAAUAUAAUUUAUUUUAUUUUUUUUUUUUAACACAACGACACUGUAAUAUCAUAAUUUAUUUCGCAUCGAAAUACGUAAAUUUCGCCGUCUUUAUAAUUCAAAUAUUUGUCUCAACGGUAUUUUUUGAAUAUUUCGAGGGAAAAUUAUUGUAAUUAUAUUUGCAGACAUCAACAUGUAUAUUAUUUACUUAAUGUAUAAUUUAUACUUUAUGUACUUAUUAUAUACGAAAACAACUAUAAUAACAAAAUAUACCCAAUGUAUUAUUAUAAUAGAUUCAUGUAUUUUAGAUAUAAUAUGUAGUAAAUAUAUAAUAUAUACCUACCUAUUAUUAUGCAUGUGUAUGUAAUUAUAAUUUAUAAUAAAUAUUCGGAAAUCGAUAAUCAAAAGGAAACUAACUACACAUAAAUACAAUAAUAAGAUAAAUUAGCGAACGCAUGAUUUUACGUGUUAAAUUUAAAAAAAAAAAAAAAAACUAAAUUGUUUUUUAUUCGUUUACUUAACCCGAAUUAAUUAUUGUUGUACUUAAAUUGCGUCAAGUGUAUAAAAUAGGUAUAUGUGUUGAAAAAAAAAAAAAAAAACCCAGUUUUGAAUAAUAUUUUUGUGCGCUAACGAAAAAUAUCGCAUAUUAUAAUUCUGUGCGUUAUUGUAUUUAUCGCUGUAUUAUACUUGUAAAAACGAUCGUUUCCCACUGAAACGAAACGUUUACGAUUUACGAAUCGACACAUUUUCUUCCCGCGAGUUACGCGAUCGUCAAUAGAUUUAAACGGACGACAAUAAUAAUAUCGCAUAUGUUCUAUAUGCAUUCAAAUAAUACGCUACAAUAUUAUUACCUAUUAUUGUGCGUUUUUUAUUCGGCGUUUAAACGGAAACGAUCGUUUUUAUAAUCGAGUUGUUUUUUUUUUUUUUUUAUACUAUGCAAAACUUGGUUAGCGCGACCCGACCGGGAUUUGUUGAAGGCGGAAUCGGUGUUGUCGCGUGUCUACGAUUGAAAAAAAAAAAAAAACAACGAAUAAGCGCCGACACGUUUUAAUAAGCGCGUAUCAAUUAAACGCGCUUAGUGGGGGCUGGGGGUACGGACACCCAGAAAGUCCCCCUCCCCGCAGAGAUUGCGCUACCGCGCAUGAGUGCGGCGGUACAUUAAAGUGUAUUCGAAAUGUAAUCGAAAUUAUCGGUAACGAAUACUCCGCGCCGCGGUAUAAUAUAUUACAUAAUACUGUGGUAUUGAAUUCACUAUCCGUAAAACGAUAAAAAUAUAUUUUUACGAGCGAAUCACAAUUUCACGACGCGAUUAUUACAAAUGCCCACGCGAUUCCGACGUGGUAUCGACAACGCCAAUGAUAUUAUACAGCAUAUUUUUGAUUAACAAUAAUAUUAUCGAUAAUAACUAAAUAAUUAACAUGUUAUAUUUAUUCGAGGUUCCCUCGUUCAAUCGAAAUCUAUCCGCUAUCGAUAUACGUUCAUAUGUAUGUACAUAAUAUUCCCCACACAGUUGAAACUAAUUGUUAUUUUAUUUUUUUAAUACACACGUGCUUAACGAUAAAUAACUAACGUAACGAUAAUUGUAACGUACACACGCGUAUACAUUUCUAGACGACCCGGGAGUAUACCGAACGUUAAAGAGUAUAGUUAAUUAGAUUACCUAUACUAUAUAUAUGAUACUUAACGGACAAUUAUUUUCAUAAAAACGAACUUGUUAUUAUUUUCUCAAAAAAAAAAUAAAUAAAUAAAUAAAUAAAAAAAACAAACACAUUUCACAUUAUUUUGUCUAAACAAAUUUAACAACAUCGUAUUAAUAGUAUUAACUUUGCACGUGUGUGUUGUUAAGUCAAAACUAGAACGAAACUGUUUUAACAUACAUACAUUUUGGUUAAACACUAAUACAAUUACACAUUCGUACGUGUACCGUUUUCCGUACAUUGAACAGUAUCUUUUUAAACGAAUUUGCGAUCAGAGCCUAGAGUACUACAAGUGUAUUAUAAUAGUUUAUAACGAAUAUCGAGAGACUUUAAUGCUCCUUCACUCGAACGGCAAUAUUCGUACCUAUAAGAUAAAUAUAUCAAUUUCAAAACAGUUUUCAAUAAUAAAAGCAGAUCACCCGUGAGUAGCAGAGCUCCGUCAUUAGAUUCGAAUUUUCUCUCUCCUCUAUUUUAGAAAUAUUCUUUGCGAAACAAUAAUUAUUAUCAUCCGAAAAUAUACCUACUAUAAUAGCACAAUAAAAAAUACAAUUUUUUUUUUUCUAUUAAUUUCCAAAAAAAUGACAGGCUCGAAAUCUGAAACCCUUAAAAGGCGCAUCCUUUCACUAACGUCAUACAAAAUUUCAUCCUCCUGGCCUCAUUUGGAGGGGGGGGUCUGUGAGGGUGUUCAUAUUGAUAAAAACACGCUGCUCUUGCUACUGAACAACACGAUGAAAUUCAUAUUGAAAUACAAUUCAACUCUAUUAUCGCUUUAAUCCGCGUAUAAAACAUCGUCAAUUAGGUAGAGAGCGAGCCGCUAAAAGCAAUAAUAAUAAUAAUUCGAUAUAUGUAUUUGAUAGAUGUAUUUUAUGACUUGUCAGACUGUGUAAAUUAAAGAAAUACUACUAUAACAAAAUUGUAAUAAGUUUAAUUGUUUUUAUAAAAUUAAACAAAAAUAAAUUUGUAUUGAUAAUAUCACAUGAGAUUUCAUAAAAGUAAUUUUUUAAUAAUAAUAGGAAUUAUUAUUAUAGUGCAGAAGUAUUAUAAUAAUAUUAUUGUUUGAGCGAUUCUUAAGGGGUUCUAAGCGAUCGGGUAUUUCGUGCAUUUAUAGACCUAUAACAAGCCAAAAAAAAACAUAUACACACAUAAAAUAAUUUGAAUUCGUUAACCUUUUUUCCCUUCUUUUGUAGAAAAAACUUUUUGUCGAAAAAAAUUGAUAAAAAUAAAUUGGUUUUAUUUCGGUUUUAUUGACCUUUAAAGUACAAGUUUAUAUUAAUAAAUUCAUUAUUUUCAUACCAAACUACAUAAACUAUCCAACAUAUUUCCUGAGCUGGUCCUAAACACAUAGAACAUUUAUUUACAAAAAUAGAGAGGAAGCUAACAAAUUUAAAUUAUUUUUUAAAAUUAAUACAUAUACAAUAAUUGUUCUUCCGCUUUUGGUACCACAAGAAGAAAAAUACAUUCGAUUAUGCACUUUAAAAUGGUUUUAAUCAACUGCGUUCCGAAUCAUCUGAAAAUAUAAAUUAUUACUUUUAUUAUUAUCAUUAUAAUUAUUAUUAUUUUGUUCAAACUAAAUCUUUAUAUUAAUAUUCUAACGUAAACUGAUGCAGCACUUAAAAAGGACCAAUACCUUCAGUGUGUAAUAUUAUUCGCUCGUUUUGUUUUUAUGGUCAUAUCGCUGAUGAUGUGUAAAUUGUCUCUACGAUUGUGUAGAAAACUAAAAUAAUAUCGAUUUAAUGGCACGGGUUUGUAAUAAUAAUGAUGAUUCGCAAAAAAACGAAAAUCAAUGUUUAAAUGUUCUUCGUAAAAUAAAUACCGAAUACCUAUAUAGUAUAGGUCUUAUACGAAACGUUGUUCGUUACUCAACGCAUUUUUUUUUUUCUUAAAAAAAUAUGACACUUUGGGUAUGUGCACAUUGCGCACAGAUUCUCAGUCUAUAAAUUCAUUAGUAUUUUAAGUAUUCUCUCGUCUGGUACAUUGGUGCGACCGACGGCAUGUCGAGUUAUUUUUUAUGUAUAAUUUUUUUUGUACGCCGUCAAUGCACAAUGCAUUCAUUUUAUUUUGUUUUUUUUUUUUACGCCGGAGCACAAAUCAUCAAAUAAUCGAAUUAAACAAAUUUGCUUGCAAUUUUUCUUAUACAUAUAUAUGUCAUCGGAUUUAUCUCUAUUUUUUUUUUCUAUAGUAUUUUACUGAAAUGCAGUUUCAUUAUAAAAUCUCUUUGUCUUUCUCUCUCUAUAUAUAUAAAUUAUAAAUGUUCAGGAUAAUCAUCGAACCGUGUACACUGUACAUAGUAAAUAUUUGUUAUUAAAAUAUUUGUUGUUAUAUAUGUAAACAUACGUUCGUAAGGUCUAACAGUGUUCUCGAGUAUAUUAUUAUAUAAAUAAAAUUACUUGUUUGAAACUCAAGAAAAUACAUUGACGAUUUAAUAAUAUUAUAGGUAUUCACUAAAAGUACUAUGAAAUCAGUUUUAUUUUUUGACAAACAUGCGCCGUUUCUUUAGUAUUAUUAUAUUAUUUUUUUUUUUAAACUCGUAAAUUUUCGGGUUUAGCAAUUUAUUUUGUUAAUCAUUAUAAAAAACAAAAUAAUGUCAAUAAUAUUAAUUAUAUAAUAUUAAGUGUCGAUGCAGUAUAACGCACUCGCCAUAAUCUGUAAUAAUAUUAUAAUACUCAUAAGUAGGGCAUAGAUUUAUAUGCCUUUAAAAUGCACAAAGAAGCGUUCAAAACGUCAAAAAAGCUCUAAAAAAAAAAAAUCACUUAAAAAAUAUUUAAAGAAUCAAUAAAGGUAGAGAAGUUUAAAGUUUCCCCUUUUAUUGUUUCUAACUUAUUAGAAAUAAUUUUUUAACACAAAAAAAAAUGUUUAUUUCCUAGUAAUUUUUUUUCAAAUAAAUAAUAAUUGUACGUGUUAUAAAAAAUAAAAUGCUUUGUGUUAAUCAUUUUUCAGUGUUAGAAAAAUGUAUUUAAUGGGGUGAGAACCGUCAGAAUGGGGACUUUAAAACUCGUCUACAACUAUUGCAUUUUUAAAUAUUUUUAAGUACUUUUUUGAUGAUUUAAGCACUUUUUUACGGAUUUUAAGUGCUUAUAAAUCCGUAGCCUAUUUAUAAAUGAAUAAAACAAUAAUAAUUGAAUAAUAUAAAUACCAAAAAAAUAUAAUAUCCCGAGUAGCAAUUUUUAUGCUGUCAAUGUGUUAAAUCAUUAAUAAACCAAUUGUUUAGAAGACCAUGGAGUGUAUCAUGCACCGUGUUUUAAGCAAUUUCGAUUACCGAAGUUUUAAAUGGGCUGCACCGUGCGCUCUGAGUGCAAUUAUUAGUUCUACCACUGUUUUACUGUUCAAAUUUUACUAUGAGCUAUUCGAGUAUUUGUCUAUCGUACAACUGUGUAAUGGUCGGUUAAAGCACCGUAUAAACGUGUAAUAUCAUACGGAAAUACGAGAAAUAAAAAGAUAAUGGGGACGGAUGCAGCCACUGGUGUAUGUGGAAAGUUGGAAAAGUAGGAUACAGACGGGAAUUUAAUGUAUAACUGUAAGCAAUGCUAAACCAUUGCUUACGAAAAAACGAUUCUGAGCGGAGUUCAGUUGAUAGUGAUGCUUUGUUAACAUAAUAUGAAAUAUUAUAAUAAAAUAAUUAAAUAGGUUCCAUAUAUUUUCUUUAAUAAUAUUUGUUUAAUGUUCUACCGAUUUUAUCGGUUUUCCUGUUUUUUCUCAGUUUUUCACAUUUGCUGAGAAAAUUCUUGAGAAAAUCAAAAAAAGACCUGUUUGAAGUACCUUCUCAGUGAAACUUCCUUUCAGAAACAUUGCUAUCAAUAAUAGUUGAAGCGAAAUUGCUAGUAGAAAAGUUUUCCACAGAAAAAAAAAUCGUAAUAAUAUAUUUGUUAUAUUUUAUAAAUUUUCCCGUUUUUUUUUCAGUUUUUCGUAUUUGAUGAAAAGAUCGAAAAAUGACUACUUUAUGAUACCUCCCCACACCGAUUUCCUCUCAAAAAAGUUGCUGAACCUGGGAAGUUAACGGUUAGGGCCUAACCUAAUUUGACCUAAUACACAUAACGACUAAAUCAUUAGGUUUCCAGACUACUGGAACAUAAAUCAUUAACGUUAUAUUAUAUGUACAGUAUAACGUCUCGAAAUUGCGGACUUUAAAUUCGAAACUAAACAACUUCUGAAUAGCGGAUACCAAUGCCAUAGCUAGGGGCACGUGACCCCCUUUCCCAGAUUUGUUUUAUUUUGUUCGUAAAUUCCGUGUAUUUUAUCAUUCUAAAAAAAUAGUAGAUAAUUUAAGAAUGAUUAGUAUUUUCCUCCUUCUGAAAUUUAUUUCUGGCUGAGGUACUCCUGAGCCAGAAAGGCAGGUAUCUGCCAGUAGGCGGACACCUACGAAUAAUAGAUACAUUUUUGGUAUUUGGGAAGGAAAUAUGUCGUGAGGGGAGGGGAGGGUGGUAAAGGAGAUUAAUUAAAGGACCAAAAUAGUAAGUUCCCGGGAGAAUCGGAAAGCUUUCAACAGUAGACUCUGAGCAUUAAUUGGACAAAAACAGUCGGUUCGCUGGAAGGACUCAGGGCAAAUGGUUAAAAAUAAUCGUAGGGCACCGGGAUUUUCACGAAAUACUGGAAAUAGCUUUUUCUAGACGUGGUAAAACGAACAAAACAUUCUAACAUUUUUGAGCUAUUAAUAGAAAUAGUACGUUUUUUUUUAAGUUUUAAUUUGAUAUUAUGGGGGUAAAAUUGUUUUGGUUGAUCAGAAAUGCUUGACAAUUUAACACACGAUUGUAAGUACAUAGUGGUCAAAGAAGAUUGUGGGCAUAGCUAAUGGAAUAUUUUUUUUUACGUUCAAAUUUUAAUUAAAAUAGUUGAAAUCAUGACAUUUUAAAAGUUUAAUCAAAUUUCGUUCAGGAUCGUUUUCCAAUAGCGAUGAUGCGUAUAUUAUAAUAUGUAAAUUAAACAACUCCGCGUAUCCUACCUUAUCUACUUCCCACUUAUAACAAUUCAGAUAUCGCAAUGAAUAAAAUACGUAAUACCUGUUUAAUACAAUACGGUAUACGUUGAUUUAUACAUUAUAAUAGAUACGUACCUAUAGGUAUGUAUUUUUCGGUCAAAAUAAAUACCAUCUAUAAUAUUUAUCGAUUUUAGCCGUUUGUGGGUUUAGAGAUAUCAGUAAAAAAAAACUGCAUAAGCUUAAGUCGUGCCCUGUGGGUGAUUGCAUUUGCACCCAAUAACCCGCAAUACACACAUCAUGUAGAUACAUCGUUUUUCGAACAAUGCACACGUUUCGAAUAACGGGUAUCUUAUAUUCAUAAUGCAUCGCCAUUCAGCCGUGUAGUGCCUUCAGGCAUAUUUUCGGUCUUUCUUUAACGCCAUAAUAAUACAACUAUAUAUUCGUGGCCACCGAUUAAGAAUAUCCGGGAUUUUAUAGUUUUUUGCCCGGUAAAAAUAUAUUUAGAUUCCUUAUAGGAAAUAAUGUAAGUAGUUACCUCUACCGGUACGCAUCGAUCAGAUAGACGUUUUUACACCCACGGGCAAACGGCCAAAAUUCCCACUAGUGCAUAUUACGACGCAUACGUAUCUAAUUAUUAUUGACUCGCGUUCACAGUAAUGUCCACAGUAUCGUUAUUAAUAUAUUAUAAUACGCAUGUGUGACGGUUUUUUAUCAAUCAUCUCUUUUUAGUAUACGCAUAUAUAAGUGUAUAAAGUCGGAUUAGAAAAAAAAAAAUUGUUAAACAGAAAUAAUAUUGUUGUGAUCGGCAAUAUAUAAUAUGAAGCCAAGGAGGGGGACAUACUAUAAUAAUAUAGUAUAGCGAAUUUUUCAAGGAGGUUUACGCAUCGUAAAGUCUAUUAGACAUCCAGUAGGGUAAGGUUUUAGAUUCUGAGCGGAGCGAGAGUUGUAUUGGUUUUACAAUGAUGUUUUUUUUUUCUGUGGAUAAUUUUUCUACCAGCAAUUUUGCUCCGAUUUACAAUGAUAGACAUUUUUCUGAAAGAAAAUUUCACUAUAGUGGUACCAUAAGGAAGUAAUUUUUCGAGAAAAAAUGUAGGAAAAACGGGAAAAUAGAUAAAAUAUUAAUCAAAUAUUUUUUUUUUCUGGGGUUUUCUUUUGGUCUUUAAAACCAUCUCGUACAAUAAAUUUUCUUCCAUCUCUCUUUGUCUUUUGCUACUUCCCUCCUGUUUAUUUUUGGAUCUACUGCUUUAACAUCCCUUUUAACACAGUCUUCUCAUCUAAAGUGAAGUCUGCUCAACGGUGUUUUUCCUAUCGGAUUCCCUCCUCAAUUACUACUUUUAUCAUCACGUCAUUUUUUUCUCCAGGAGUACCCGGUCCACAAAAACCUACUCUUUGCUGCUUCUCUUGAUAUGCACGGUUUUUGGAACAUAUUCUAAAGCUCAUCGUUGUUUCGUUAUCAAACUAUUAAUAUUAUUAAAGAGAAAAUAUAUAAUGCAUGUGUAAUUAUUUUACUAUAAUAUAUCAUAUAUUAUAUUGUUGACAAAGCAACACAAUUAACCGAACUCCGCUUAGAAUCGUUUUUCGUUAGCAAUGGUUAAUCAUUGUGUACAUUCAAUUUCCCACUUACUUUUCCAACUUCUCGCCUAUUGUUUACUGUGUGUCCACUAAAUAAUAAACGGUAAAUGUUUGAUAACAUUAGUAGAUUUUGGAACAUAUUAUUUUAUUUUGUUAAGGAAAUAAUCUCACUGGUAGAAAAAGAGGUAACUAGCGUAAGUAUAAAAAUUAAAUGGAAGGUUUGGUCUAUCUGCCAGAGAACGUAUUUUCUAAGUCCCGAGGCGUGUCUGAACACGAAUAGGAUUGGCAGGUUUGAGGAAAUUCAUUACUUUAAAUAGGUAUCAAUCUAAUCAUUACAGAGAGUGCAGCACUGGGAUUAUAGAAGCUUUGUAAAUAUACUGCUCGUAAAGCUUUUUUAAAGGGAGAAGGAGUGGACAUCCAGUGGGUGUUUACUAAAAAAAAUGUCUUGAUAUGGUAUUAUUAUAUGGACGCUUUGCCAAAUUUAAAAACCGUCGCUAAGUAAAAAAACAAUCCGAAUACACCUAUACUAAUGUUAACAUAAUGAUUUUUGGAUUGUUUAUACAAAUAAUUAAAUUCUAAUUAUUAUCUUCUUUCUAUAUAAAUAGCGCAUACGCAUAGAAAUAGAUAGUUUGUUUAUCGUCUAAAAUAUAAUAUAUCCGACGGGGAUUAAAAUAAAAAAAAAAAAAAAAAAAAUCUAAAUUCCAUAUUAUAAAUCUCAUAUAGCCAGCGCUUACAUAAAAAAAACCCUUCUCACUGCAAAGUUUAGAUAAUCUGACCUGAAUUAAAAAUUAUUCGUUUCUUAUUAGAUUUAAAAUAGCUACAUAUUAUAUACAAAAUUCCGGUUAAACAAUAUCGCGUAGCAUGCUUCAGUUUAUUUUUUUAUUUUUUUUUUUUUUUAAAGAAACCGUUUAUAUCCAUUCGUUAUAAUAUUAACCAGACAGACAUUUUUUUUGUACAAUUUAAAGAGCACCUAUGUAUAUACAUAUAUAAAAAAUAAUAAUAAACAAAAAUCCUACACAUAUUUACAUUUUUCGUGCACUUCAUGUUUAUAAAAAUUUCAUAAGAUUCCGCGAACGAGAUAAAAUUAAAAUAUAGUAUAUCCUAUAUUAUGUUCUGUUUGAUAAUACAUGUUAAAAAAAAACUGCAAACAUUCAAAACUGUCUGUUUACUCUGUUUGAUUUGUAAAUUAACAUUCAAGUAUGAUCUAUAGGUCUUAUACUAAUUUUACUAUUAUAAUUAUGUGCGGGUAAAACCGAUUUUUAUUUUUGUGUACCAUCUAUAUAAUAUUAUAACAAUUAAUGUUUUAAAUGUAAUUUUCAUCAAUAUUCUGUAUAGGCUAGGUUGUAAUAUAGUGGUUAGUAACUUUACGAGUGGUUCCUUUGGGACUCCCGGUUUUGCACUCCCUGAAAAAAAGACAACAAAUCACGAUACCUGUCUUUUAUUUUUGGUGAUUUCUGGUUAAAAAAUACGACUAAUAUAAUACACAUACCAGUUAACCGUGCUCCGAUCAGAAUGGUUCUUUUGUGAUUUCAAUUAUUUUACAUUGUAUACGAACUAAAUCAACCGAUAAUAUAUUCCAAACUUCCCCCAACUACAACAGUAUAACCUAGUGUGUAUACCCAUAUGCACAAAGUAUGUCCGACUUUUUGUUAUUAUUGAUUUUAUUUCAUAACGAACCAUAAUGCUAUCGUAUAUAAUAGUAUAAUGAAAAAAAAAAAUAAAUAAAUUCCGUGAAAUCUGGAAAGGUGUACAACAUUCGACGGUGUAUCGCAUUAUAAUGUCCAUCAACGAAUCGAAUCGAAAUAAUAGCAUCUGACCGCGUAACAAUGCAUUAUGCAGGUCUGUAUAAUAUUUUACCCUUCACUAAAUAAUAUGAGUAUUAUAAGAUCUUUUCACAUCUGGCGGGUUUGAGACGCGGUAUCUUAAACCUUAAAUUUGGGAUUUUUAACCGAAAUGUACGAAAAUUAUAUUUGACGCGCUAUGAAAUGUCCUCAUGUAGGGACGGAAUGUGUUUAUCGUCGUUUCCGGUUAAAUAUUUGAUCGAUGAUGUUGUAAGAAUUUAGUUUUUUUUUUCUUUCUUAUGACAUCCCUGAAAAAAUGAACAUUCAAUAAAAGAUUUUUUUUUUUUUUUUUUGCAAAAAUAUACAAAACAAGUGCAGUAUAGCUACAUAACCCCCCCCCCCUCCCUCCCUUACACCACACGCCUAUACAAAUGUAUAAUAAUUAUUAGGUACGGCAAAAAAUUACAUAGUUAAAAUUAUUUAAUACUACUUAUUAUGAUAUUGAUAAAGAAUCGAUUUUAAAGUUUUUUGUUUCUGUUUCUGCUAUAGGUACGAAUAAAUAAAUAAAUAAAAGUGCCGACGGUUAUUUGAAUAAUCUUAGUUGUUUUAUAAACAAAGAUCUAUACAUACGUCAUUAAUAAUUUUAAAAAACAAGCACACUAGAUUGGCUCUUAUUAUUAGUCUAAAUUCGCAGGCGGGGGUGGAUGCGAAAUAAUAAAAUAUUCGAUAGCUGAGGCAUUUUUUUUUUCGACAUUAGGAUUUCAUAAUCAUAAUAUAGAUAAUAGAUAUUUUGUCAUACAUGGAACGUUAUAUGGCAAAAAAAAAAAGGGGCGAUGACCUGUUUGUCCUCCACCGCAGGGACGUGCCAUCUAUAGAUUCGUUCGGUUCAAUUCUAUUGCAUUCCGACUAUUAAUCAAUAGAGAUUUUGAUUUUUGACCGACGCAUUAACCAAUCAGUAUCCAUCAUAUUCCGUUCAGUCAUCGUUUUGCCGUACAAUCCGCUUACUCGUCUAUAUACGGAUUUUGGCGCUCUUCUACAUAGUAAAUUAGAAUACUAGUCCACGAUGAACUGAAUUGUUGUGGAAGAACACGAAAGGUCACAGAAAACUUAACUGAAUAUACACAGUGGGCGCACAUUGGUAGUAGAAAUACAUAAUUAUUUAGCUGAACCGAACCGAACGGACACAGUGUGCUCAAUCCUGUAGAUGUAGGUGAUAUUUAUUUGGAUUAUAGUAAUACAACGUUAAUAAUGCGUUUUUAUUUAACUAUUUUCCUAAUUAGGUAAUUAUUGUCUUUACUUACAUAGGUAUUAACUAAGGAAUGUUAUUCGAACCAUUUGUUUUAUUUAAUGAAAUAAUUUUUGUUUUCGUUUUUUAUAAACUACCAUUGAGUGUACUACAUAUUAUACCUAACCUAAUGUUAUUGCGUUUUAGUCGGUUCAUAGACCAUAAUACUAUAAUAUAAUACACGUAUUCACAUUUAUAUGUAAAUUAAAUGUCUAUGAUUGCUGACCGCGUUAUACGUGUUUUCCUGUCAUUAUAAUAAUAUCACUCGCAACUAACGUUCUCAAUAUAUUAUAACGAGCACCAUCGUAAAACCGAAAAACAAAAAUCCGAAUUAAGUAAUUUUAACCGAUUGGAUAAAGAAAUGAAAACUACUGUUUUCCUUCGUCCUGGCUGUAUAAUAAUAUUAUUAUAAUAAUGCGCGCGUUUAACUGAAUACCUAUAUUACGUUGAUCGACCGUUUCGAAAAUUCAAUAUGUUAUAUUAUAAGCCUGUAUAUAUAGGUAUAAAAAGAACCCAACUCGAUCACGAGAUUCUGAUGUGAAUACAAAUAUUAUACCCGGUCGUCAAAAUGAAUAAAAAAAAUCCAGUCAUCGUGAUUGGUACUUAAAAAAAAAAAAAAAGACCGAAUAUCUUCGCGUCCAAACGACUUUUUGUUUAUUUUACAAAAAUAUUAUAAAUUAAAUUAAAAUAUUCAUUUCGGUAGACUUGCUCGUGUAGAGAACGCGUACGUUAUAUAGUAAUACUAUUAUUAUUAUUAUUAUGGUCCGGGUUGAAAUCCGUUAUAAUUUAUAUGUGUAAUUGGGUGCGUACAUACUAUGAUAUUCGUUCUAUUACAUUAAGACAGUCGGUAAAAAUGAAAGUUACAUAAUAAUUUAAUGAAAUUCCUUUCGAAAUCCUCUCGCGUGUAUGGUAUGCAAUAGGGAAAAAAAAUAAUUUACCAUACAAUCAAAUUUUUUUUUCUUAUUUUUUAAGACCCCGAUUUGUAGGUAUUUUUAUUAUUCUACGUUUGUUACGAUUACAACUUAUGGUUUUAUGAAAUGAAAAAAAAAAAUAAAAAACAAAAAUAUUCAACACGGUAAUCAUUUUAAGGAGCCGGUUUCGGCCGCAUAAGAUAUUAUAAUAUAUAGAUGAUAUGACCCAUCCGUGGUGUACCCCAUAUAUAACCCUUCUGUAACUAUGUACACUCCAUUAAAAAAAAUAAAAAAAAAAUAAAAUAAUGAGCGGUGCCAAUAAAAUGGUAUCGCAUUACCCGCAGGUCUGUGAUAAUAUUAUAAUGAUUGGUCUCGUGUACGCCUGCCUACCGCGCCCCUUCUCGUUUUAUGGAUUGUUGCGGUUAUAUUGUUAUUACCGUGGCUAAAUAAUGUGUAAGUAGACACGUAAACAGAUCGUCUAUCCCGGAAAAAAUUUAAAUCAGUUAUAGGUUGUACCUAUAACUGUACGAUAUUACAAACAUCAUUUUCUUUACCGACCUGUAGGUACCUAUUUCGUAUACAUUCGAUUUUAGAAUAAUACUAAUUGGCGUAAUAAUUUUGGGUUGCAUAUUUAUUACCUAUGUACGCACGUUGUAUUAGAUCGCUAUAGUGAUUUUAAAAUAAUAUAAACAAAUAUUUUACACAAAUUUGUUUUAUUUUCUGCAUACAGUUAGUAACACGGAGCUUAUUUCGGUGUAGCUAUCCAUCGGCAGAAUACAAUAUUAUGUACAAAUGCGUUUUCCAAAAACAUUUUUGAUAACGUAGGUACCUACUUAUUAAAACAGUAGUGACUCGGUAAUUCACAACUGGAGGAGAUGUAAAUAAAUAUCAUGAACAAAUUGUAGGAUUUUACAUCCUGACUAUGAGAAUUAUUAUAAAACUGGAUCCAUAAAAGUCUAUAUUUUUUUUUCAACGAAUCGAGCUUUUCCUAGUUACUUGGCUGAAAUAUAUUAUACAUUUCAAGAUUAAAUUACUAGGUAAAUAAAUAUGCAUAGUUGUUGUUUUUUUAAGCCUAUUGGUGGAGGGGAAUAACAUCCAAUUUUCCCCGUUCUGCGCACGCCACUAUAAUAACUUACAGUACCGAAGCGAUUAUUAUUCGCUUUUAAAUUUGUUAUAUUAUACUUACCAUUUGAAAUCACCUCAUUCCAAUAAUUCAGCAGUCGGCUUUGAUUUAAUGUAGACUUCACGUUUUACUGUGUUUUUAAUGUUGAUAUUAUAGUUGUCGGUUCUAUUUUAGUCUUUACUGUAAUAUAUCUGUAAAAUACAAUAAUUAAUGUACCAAAUAACAAUAUAUUAUUUAAUUUACAAGACGAUAUAUUAUCUAUUAUAAUAUAAUCAUGUCAGCGUGGACCGUUUUUUUGAAAAUAAAUUUGGUUUAAUGGUGAAAAAAAACGAUAAAUAUAAUAGCAACAUCGCUUUAAUCACGUACUUAAUAUAUUUUAACCCAUAGGUGUGAGGAAAUCUUAUUGGUAAAGGGGACAAGAAAUAAGGGAGUUUGCAAUCGGACGUUUACAUUUAAAAAGUUAAAAAUAAAACGCCUAAUAACAUAUUAUAAAACCAUUAUAUAUGCUAAUAUGUAUUGUAUAUUGAUGUAGGUAUGUAUUAUUGAUGACUAUACGAUUUUUAUGGCCAUACAUCAAAGAUAUAAUAUAGUUAACCGAAAUAUAGUUAAACUAAAAUACCCUAAACUGUCCAAUAUUAGCAAUUUAUGUGAAAAAUCUAGACCAUAGAGGAAGGCCGUUUGCUUCAACCUCCCCCAUGUACUCGCUCAUACUUUGAAGUCAAUGUAUAUUGUUUUUAUUUUUCGAUUCACCAUAUUAUAACAUUUGAAAACUAGGAAGUUUUUAAUUUUGUAUUAUAAUUUGAGCUAAAAUAUUAUACACUGAUUUAUUAUCUUCUAAAGUUUGACUACAUUACAAUAUAAUAUCAUAAAUUUAUAACAAAUUUAAAUUUCGCCUAAUCGGCAGUAUAAUUUUAAAAAUGUAAACAAACUUAUCUGUACUUUAUAUUUUUAAAAUCAUAAAUGUUGUUUGCGAUCUCUCGUCGGAUUUCUUAUUAUUUUGAUUUUCGAGUGAGACGAAAAUAUAUUUUUAGCAUAAUAAUUAUGUUUAAUUCACUUAUAUUCAUUGUAAUAAAACUUUACUUUCUAUACGUUUUGUCCAUAGUGUAAAGGGAAAAAUUUAGUAAUGGCGUCCUCCUAACAGGAUAUAUUAAAUUAUCAGACGUAAUAAUUUAUUCGAGAUUAAAAUUUUCUUUUCGAGUUUAGUAAGGUCCCAAUAAUUUAUUACCCAUUAUGUCCAUAUUUUUUUUUCUUCCUAUCGAUUCUCAUCAUCCUCAUAACAAAACUCCACAUAUUAUAAAAAAAAAAAAAAACGCAAUACUACGCAUUAGGAUUUAUAGGUUACAUAAUAUAUAACACCUGUAAGAAUUAUAAAUAAUACAUGUGUUUGUGACAUUAAUUGUAAUAUGAGUGGUUCUUCGUGGGUGGUUUGAACCCACGAAUAUGUAUAUUACUGGGUAUAAUAAUAUAUAACGCGAAGGGAUGAAUCGUGUUGAAUGAUAUUCAUUUUACACGAAUUUUUUACUUUACUGAAACGAUGUUAAUAUUAUCCACGGGUGGCUUAAAAUAUAUCAAGCAUUACGGUAGUCAGUUCGUAUAAAAUCAAGGUGGUUAAGUUUAUUUUUUUUAUUUUUUUAAACCCUGAUCGAUCUUUUUGAACCGCGUAAUAAAACCACGGAAAUCUUUUGGUAUGUGUAGUUUUGCUAUUUACAAUAAUAUUUAUAGGGGUGAGAGUGCUAUACGAACAAUUUCAUUACUUUCCUUAUGUUUUAGUUAACAAUCUUUAAAAAUGUAUUGUUUGUACUGUCUACAGUUAAGCUAAAAACAUUGUAAAUACUCGUUAACAACAUUUAGUUUGUAUACAUUUUCAUUUUUUCAACAAUAUAGUAGUACAAUUUUCAUGAAAAACAAUACCUGUCUAAAUAAAUAGUAGAUAUACGCUGCUAUCAUACUAAUAGUAUUAGGUAUUAGACUUGUAUCUAUACUUACAAUUUACCUGAAAAUAUCCUAAGAUAUUUUAGUUUAUAUAAGUUACAAUAAUAUUUGUUAUAUGAACAGUGAAAUAUUUUUGUUUCCAUAUUAUUGGUCAUCAUUAAUAUUUUGUUUGCCUAAAGCUCUAGUUUCAAAACUAUUACGUAUUUAAAAAUACAAAUCUAAAAAUAUAAUAACAAUAAUAUAAUAGGUAUAUUGUACAUAAAUUAAAAUAUAAGAUAAAUUGUUAAGAAUAAUAUUUUUCAAAGAAGUUAUUUUCUAAAGUGUCUAAUAUUCGAAAAAUAACAUAAUACCUAUUCUAAUAAAGACUUAUCCCAAAAAUUUUGCUGUCACGUCAUGUCGAAAUGCACUCACGGAAAUGAUAAAACUUGAGAUAUUAUUAUACAUACGAUGAACUUUGAUUCUAAAUUUAAAAUAAGAUUGUAAGAAAAAUGGGGUUGACGAGUUAGUCGUAAAAACAGAGACGUUUUUUUUUCUUGAUGCUGACAGCCAAGAAAAAUAAAUUCCGACCGGAUGAAAAAGGGGAAGGCGUUAAACGACAUAUUGUAGAAAUUACUAACCCAUUGUAUAUUAAAAAUAGUAAUUAAAAAUUCCAGUUUAACUGCAGGACAAUGUACCUACCAUCUCUCGUAGUGCUGUCUAACUUUAUACUAAUAAAAUAUGUAGAAAACGUGAUCUUUAAGACUUUCCGGUAUUAGUUCUACGAGCAAAGCAAUCAGUUACGGUGAGGCGUUUAAAAGACAUUAUUAUUAUAACAUAUUCCGUAUAUUAUUAUAAUGUUAUUCUUCCGGAUCGCGUUUAUUUACAAUUCAAGAAUACUUUUAGAAUACUAUUAUUAAUAUAAAAACAAAAAUAACUUUAGAGGUUAAUGCACGAAAGUCAAAAAUAAUAUUUAUUAUUUUUAUUUAUUUAUUUAGAUAUAAUAGAAUUAACCUUUAAAACUAUGUUUGUUUUUAUAUUAAUACUAUAAAUAUCAUAAAUAUUAAAUCUAAAUACAUUAAAAGUAUAUAACUAUAUAAAAAAAUAAACAUGAAGGGAAAACUUAACCUCGAACAUUCUCAUAGGUUGUGUGUAUUUACGACCGAAUUAGAUUUAAAAAAUCAUCAGGCAUAGUCAGUAUAAAUUAACAAAACACGACUAAAUAUAAAAUCAAAAUAAGAACAACCCAAUAGGUACUCCAGGCACUAUUAUUGUAUAGGUUAAGAUAUUUAGUGAACGUUUAGAUAUGUUAUAGUUUUAAUUAACGGUGUUCAUAUAUUUGAGAAAACGUUCAAAUUUUUAUUUUCACAUUAAAUAAAUGCAUCAAAGUUCGGGACUUUAAUUUAAAUUCAACAAAAACGCAUUUUAAAACUUCACUAUAAGCCCAAAAAAAAACACUUAUUUACAUAUUAAAUAUCUAUUUAGAAAGAAAAAACUAGUAAAAAUAAUUUGUUUUCAACUAUAUUGAAAUAGACGAAAAAAAUGACUGAUAUACUUAGCACGAUGGCCACUGUUGUAGGUGAGAAAUUGGGAAGAACCCAGUAGGAUAUAUAGGGGAAUUGAAUGUAUAUCUGUAGGCAAUAAUUAAUUAUUGCUAACAAAAAAUGAUUCUGAGCGGAGUUCGGUUAUACCUUAUACAUGCUUUAAAAGGCUGCAAUAUUUACGAUUUUAAAAGUUCAUCCCGAGUUUACGAGUUUAUCCCGGGUGCCAUAAUUUUUAAAUCCGACACUUGUUGACCUAUGCAACAAGUAGCCAGUAGGUAAGAUAAAAAAAAUAAACAAAUACAAUUUUGUUAGGAAAAAAAGUGAAAUUAUUUAAAAAUCAAAUGGAAAAAUCAAGGUUUUUGUCAGUAGCUUACGUAGAUAAUCACAAAGUUGAAAAUAUGAAAAGAAAUAAGUAGUAAAAAUGAUUGCGUUUUUUUUAUCUAUCGAAAUCAAUAAAAAAAAUCAUUUUCAAAUAUCAUAUAUGAACUUGUUAUAAUAUUACAUAGAGUAGCACUCUACUAGAUUUAAUGUCAAGCAAAGAAAAUAAUUAAAUGCUGUAAGUGCUGAAUCAUGUUUAUAACAAUAUAAUAUUUAACGCAAACUACAUAAAUAUAAUAGUAUUUCUGCGUAGGUACUUAUCAUUUCAAAUAGUUUUGAUUGUCAUACUGUAUUCUGCAACACUCACAUCGUUUACUAAUAAAUAGGUACUCGUAUAAUACCAAAUUAAUUAUUUGUUAUUAAAUCAAUUUAGAUAUUAUCGACCGGAUUUAUAAUAAUAAUGAUAAAUUGUUAAUUUUGAAUACUUAAAUGAAAUACAGUCUGAUAAAAUGUCAUACAUAUAAAAACAAAGUAAUAAAAAAAAAAAAUUUAUAUAAUGAAUGUAAAGACAAUAUUUUGUUCGUCUUUAAUAAUAUUAAUAUUGUCGUGUAGUUAAAAUAAUAUACCUAAGUUACGUUACUUAUACGUUAUAAUACUACUAAACAUUUGAAAAAAUAAACAAUUAUUUUAACGUUAGUCUUAAAUCAACUGCAUUUAAUGGGCCAUAAACGCAUUUCAUUAAUAUAUGUUUCAGAUAAAAUUAUAUAUACGGUCAAUAAAAACUGCAGUAAAUUAGACACGUUAUUUUAUUUACGUUAAAUUUAAUGGUGGUGGAAGGGACAGGGGUUGUAUUUAAUUUUACUUUCUUGUUAAAAAUAAUCGUGAAUUGAUGUUUAAAAAACCAAUAAUAAUAAUAAAAAACAUUUAAAAACGUAUAUUUUGUGUUCGUAAUAACUAACAUUACAGUUUACAUCAGAUACAGUCAUACACACGGGCACCUGUACAUUUAAAGCCUACUAUUAUUGUAAAAUAUUAUGUAGGUUCUACCUAUACCUUUUAUUUUAAGGUAAUAAUUUAAACGACUCGGGAUAGAAGAUAAUACAUUAUAUUACAAUAUCGGUACUUUGUUUACAAUAUAUAUUAUCUAUUUAUAAUCAGUAAUAUUAUACAAGUAUUAUAAGUGUAUAAUUGAGAUUAUUCGGUGAAAUAUUAUAAUUUGACUAGAAAAACUCGUUUAUAAUAAUAUUGUAUAUAGGUGGGUAAUUUUAAAUAUGUACCUGUAUAGGAUUGUAAUAAAAAUAUAUAGUACAAAUUUAUAAUAUGAUUGUUAAGUGCGUGAAACUUAAAAUAUGUAUACCUAAAAAUAUUUUUAAUUUAUUCGAAAGGCAGGCACAGCUAUAACUAAAUGUUUGUUUACUAUCGUAAUAAUUAUAUGUAGUGUAGGUUAGUAUAAUGAUACCUAUAUUAUAUAUAAGCGCAAUCUAAUGGUAGAGGUGGUAAUCUUUUAUAAUAAUAGGUUUUAUUUUCUUAAUAGAUUUUCGUUUAUUGGCUGUAUAUUUCGUUGAAUUCGAAUUUAUAAACUAUUAAAUCUUAAUAUCCAUAUAAAUGUCUGAAUCUCAAAUCAAACGCUAUAUAUUAAAAAUAUACAUACCUACUUUUGGUACUGGGUGAAAAGUAAAUAACAUUCUUUCAAUAUAAAUCUAGUAAUUUCUCCAUAGUAUAUAAACGUGAUAAUACCUCGUAUUAUACAUGCAGGAACCCACAGAGUCGAAUUAAGUCCGAACAAUUUAUAAGUAAAUGAUUUUGAAUAGUUCUUAGCUAUCUGUAAUAGAUCCUCUGGGAUAAACGUUGAAGCUUUUUUUUUUUUUUAAAAACGUUUAAUCUUUUAUCUACAUAAUAAUCCAAUAAAUAUACAAUCUUGAGUAGUUAGUACCUAUACGUUAUUAGCACCUCUACUAUAGACACAGCACAUACUUCCUAUCUCGUUUAUAUUUUAAUCCUGAGAUGCCCAGAAAAAGUUAAAAAUAGUUUAAACCUAAAUAAUACUCAAUUUUUCCAUUGACAUUAUACCUAUGUAUAACCAACAAAAUUGAUUUUUAUUAAAAAAAACUAGUUUUUAUAAACGUAAUCACAAUAAAUACUGAUUAAAACACAUUUUUCAUAUCGUUAUACACGUACCAAUGAAUUCGAAUAGUGAACUAAGCGUGCAUCGAGUCACACGUAAGGUAUAACACCUACCUACCAACUAACUGUUUAAUACCACUGUAAAAUCAUAUUUAUAUUAUAUGGUAUUGUUAUUUUACACUUUAAUACCGGAUCUGUAAAUAUUAUAUAAUAAAUAAAAUACAUAUUUGUCGGUAUAUUUUAUAAACAAUAAAUUAAAAAGGCAGUGACGUACCCAGGAAUUUUCAAUGGUAGGGCAUAGGUAGUUAACAUUAAAAUCAUGGGUAAAUCGUAUUAUCUUCUUCUAUAGGUACCUAACACAAAAAUGGGAAUUUAAAUAACGGAUCCAAAAAAGCCAACUACUAUUCAAUAAAUCGUGCUUUUCUAUGUAACAAGACUGCAAUAUAUAAUAUUUCAUGGUUUAAUUACCAAAUAAAUACUUCUAUAGUUGUUGUAUUUUUAAACAAAUGGGGGAAUAUAACUCCUAACCAUCUCUUCCCCGCGCACGAUACUGAUGAAAGGUAACUAAUAAUGUUUUGAAAGUAAUACUACGUGUAUCAUUUUAAAAUUUAUAUGUAGGAAAAAUUUAGACAGGUACUAUUAAUUAUACAGUGACACUACUCCAAAACUCAUUGGCGAAUGAUACGUUUUGUAAUAAUAACUAUAAUCGGUAAAACCGUUUUUACAAAUCUGUUAUAUAGAUACUACACGGGUUUGUUAGUAAACACUAGUUUUACAAUAAAGAACAAAAAUAAUAAUAAUAAUGCCGAAGAGGUGUGUAAGUAGAAAUUAAAUAAUUUGGAUUUUUACUGUAGGUAUUUAUUAGUCAACUAAUACUUACUUAAUAGGUGUGACCAGUAAAAACGCUGAGGAUUCACGAACACCCUUUGGCACAACUAGUUUUUACUAUCAACAAUUUCUAGUCUUUACCAUAUCGGGUAAACAGAUACGUACCUCGAAAGCAUAAGUAGGUAUAUUACUUGUACACGUAUUUUAUAUUCGUAAUUCGUACAACGCGCUUAACGGCGAUGUAAAAAAUUAUUAAUAAUAAUUUUGUAAGCAAAUUCAAACGUCAUAUACAUUAUAUUUGUAGGCACCUACGUUAUUUCGGUAAAAUCGAUGUUUUAUGUCUAAAUUUGGAAUAAUGAAUAUAUAUUACUGAUUAAUUGUGUAUAUAUAUGUAAUAGUAUACAUCUGGUAGUUUGAGAGGAAAAGGGGGAAGUGGGGAAAAGUUCAUUUUUGAAAAUUGUUCAGUAAAGCAAAACUAUUUUACGGCCACAUAGACUACACACAUUUUUAACCAGUACAUCCAAUCUUUUACGUUCAAUACUAUCCGAAUUUUUUCAACAAAUGAAUCUCAAAUUCUCAACAUUCGAUAACAAUCUCAUAGUACCAUCAUUUUUCUCAAGUGAAAAAAACGGACAACUAUCCGCAUUCCUCUAUUCCUUUUAAGUACAUAAUCAUAAUCGUUUUAAUACCUUAUUAUGGUUAUCUUGAAAUUAUGAAUUGAGUCAAAACUUAUUGAACCCCAACGGCAAGUUGUGGUCACAAAGACUUAAAUUUAAAAGUGAUAAAAUGAAAAUGGCUUAGAUUUUACUUAUUGUAACUGUUUAAUAUUUAUAUCAUUCUAUUACCAUAAUACAUUUAUUUUCCAUAGAAGACGAAUAACAAAUAUAUUUGAAGCGGGAAUUUAUAAAUAUUUUUCAACAUUGAUUUACAUAUGUUGAAAACUAGGCAAAAUUUAUUUAAGCUCUUUUUCCCGAACUAUUAUAACAUUUUAUAAUUAACGACCGGAUUUAAUUGAUACUAUAACUUUUUUUGUAGACCAAUUAAAUUAAACAUAAAGCCGAAUUAUACAACACUAACUGUCCCACCCGGCAUCGUCCGGACCAAAAGAAAUGAUACUUUUGUUAUUUUGUUUUUUAUAAUUUAUUUUUUUAAUUUCAUUUGUAUCACCAAGAUAACCAAAAAAUAAUUAGAUGUUCGUGCAAAAAUACCAAUAACUCGGUGUCAGCCUCACCGUAGAGGUUGAAUUCGGAGGUGAGAGAAGCUUAUAAGUUAUGUCUGAUCUAAAACGUCUAUGUCAAGUCUCGGUUUAAUCCAAACAAAUUUUCACAUUCACAAUACUAAUUGGCCCAUUUAAUUUUACAAUUUUUUGUGUGUUUAAUUUGUUUAAAUGAACAAUAUAUUUUAUUCAGUUAAUUCUGUUUAAUGGUAACGCUAUUAUGGACUUAUUGAGUUCGAUACGAGCAGAUAAUCUGCAACGGUUGAACCGUUAUUAAAAACUGUAUUAUCAACCGUUAUUUGUGUUAUAUUGCCAUUAUUAUAUUAUUGUAGACCUAUGUUGAUUAUCAGAUCUAUAAGAAAUCUUUAAUUUAUCAAUAUUUGUGUUUCUGCACAGCUCACGUGUCCACUGUAUUUAACGUUUAAAUACGUGAAAAUCGUUCUAAAAGUAUAAUCGAGUUCAAAAAGUAAAAUGUCCAAUUGAAUUGUUCCGUAAAACGUUAUAAUUUAUUAUAUUUCCAGUAUUGCGGUCUAUUGAAAAACAAAAAAAAUCACAAGACCGCGGAACGAAACGCUAAAUCGUUUACCUCUUUACUUUAAACAUAUUGUUUUCGAUCCGGACACGAACAUAAUAAUGUACACUUAUACCUCUGCACCUGUAUGGUAUAGAAUCGAAAGUUGCGUGCGCGUACGUCUUAAUAUAUUUGAUUUGUAAACUGACAGACUUGUAUACAUAAUAAUAUUAUAACGCAACUGGCAGAUAUAUGAUUAUAGAGUACAGACACCGGGGCAAUGGUGGUAGUGGUGUUUUUUUGACGAUGAUGGCGACCAUCGUGGUAGCGCAGUGGUAACCGCGGGACGAUUAAUAAUAAUAAUAAUACAUACGUGAAGAGCUCGGGCGGAAAUAUUAUUGUUUGAGUUAUUAUUACACCCGAAGUCGCGUUCAAGUCUCUUGCGCGCGGGUGGUCUCCUCAUCGCUCGCCACCGCCUCCGCCGCCGUCGUCGCCGCCACCGUCGCGUCGUGCACGCUACAAACCGACCGCUUGCACCGCCGCCGUCGUCUUGUCUAACGCACGUGUACUGCAGCAGCAGCUAUACGGUCACUUAAAGCUCUCCUAUCGCGAUGACUUUCACAAUAUUGUAUUCGUCAAACGCUGGCGGUUGUUUGUUAUCGUCGGCGCUCAUCGAGAAAAAACAAAAUGGGGGGGGGGAGAGGGAGGAAGGAAAUAAAUAUACAUUACGAAUAAUGUAUUGUUCCGUCUCGCAUAAUAUUACUGUGCCCGUGAUCCAGUCCGUCUAUCAUAAUAUAUACGAGUAUACUUAUAAUAAUACACUAAUGUUAUAAUAAUAUUUUAAUAUCAUCGCGUCGUUGUCCGCAGGCCGUUUCGAAACACGAGUUGCACGUGGUUAUUCGCGUAUAAUAUCGUUAUUUAUUAUAUGGUACGUGAAAAAAAAAAAAAAAUGAAAAAACAUCGCUACCUCCUAUUAUACCUAAAUAAUAAUACAUAUAAAUGUACAUAUUUUUAAGGUGAGAUAAAUGGAAUCAGCGGGUCGUCGUCGUAUCAUAUCUCGUUAAAACGAAAUAAAAUUCAUAUUCGACACGAGUGUUUUUUUUUUUUUUUUUACGUUACGACGGAAUUAUACCCUUCUAAUGCAAUCUCUCGAUCUUUCCUAUAUACAAUACCUAUUGUAACGCGCACGCGUUAUGAUAAAACGGUAAAAAUAAAAUAAAAUCCGAGCCGUCCGAAUUUGUAAAAUAUGACGCUUUAAACAAGUCGCGUCGGGAAUAUAAAUAUAAUGUAACGCGAAUGGACGAUGAUUAUAAAUCGACCGCGAUCGGGAUGUGUAUAUACGUAUGUUAUGUUUUGUCCCGAUGAGGCUUAUAGAUACAGAAAUGGGAUUUAAGAGAGGAGUCACGCGGUCUCCCGCCGAUAAUCGAAAACGUAAACACUACGAUGUUAUUGUAGGGUUACAUACCCGCGGUUCAUAUAAUAAUAAUAAUAAUCAUAAUAAAUAAUUUGUUUUACCCGAAAGUCUCAAAAGGAUAAGGGUAUGACGCGUUCGUCGUAAAAAUCGCCUGUCAUGUCGGGGCCGCGGCGAACGUGUCCGUCAUCUCGCGUGUUGUUUUAUUAUUUGUGAUCGGUACGAAAAUUAAAAAUAUUACGUAAAAUAACACACCUCUCCACCAUCUCACUACCGCCGGUACCCCUGACAUAAACAUCUUACGGUGUGGAGGAUAUGCUUUACACUAUACAUACAUAUAUAUAUUUCAGAUGAUCUCAAAUCACGUCAUUUUAUAUUGUUAUCGUUUAGGCCGAUUGUUGUUCGCGUUUUUUUUCUCUUUUGUUCAGUCAGCCAAAAUGUUCAACAACAAUAAAAUAUUCACAAUUUGAAAAAAAAAAAUCUAUUAUACUCGUAACAUAAUAUAAUAGGUACCAUUAAGGAGGGAGGUAGGCAUAGAUUUGUAUUUUAUUUAUUUAAACUUAACCCCCUAAAUGAGUAAUCAGUACAGAUAAAAUUAUACACCCAAUAAAUACCUAAAACUUUAAACUAUUACUAUACAAAAAUACGUUUUGUAAUAAUUAAUACAAAAUUUUUGAUUUUGAGCGGAGCGAGGAAUGUAUUCGUUUUACAAUGAUGUUUAUUAUUAUUAUUAUUAUUUUUUUUUUUUGUAUGCGAACAACUUUUCUACCAGAAAUAUUCCUCAGAUUUUCAAACGUAGCACUUUUUUUGGAAAGAAAUCUGACUGGAGUGGUACUUUAAGGAGAUUAUUUUUUGAACCUAUCCCAGAAGUUUUCAUAAUAAAUGGAAAAAACGUAGGAAAAACGGGAAAAUUUAAGAAAUGUAAUGUUUAAAAAUCGUAAAUAUUAUGGCUUUUCAACAUAUUUGUAAUCGAACUCCGUUCAAAAACGUUUUUCGUUAGAAAUGUUUCGUUUAGGGAUUUGUAGGGGCAUGCGAAGCUUAAAAAACACUCUCUUCUAGCGACCCGUUGAAUUCAAAUUGGAGUUCAACUUAAACGUUAUCACAUCAAUCUUCAGUCCACCAAUAAAAUAACUCUAAUUAGUUUGAGUUAUUUUCGACUACAGGGAGUCGCUAUAAAUGUCCCAAAGUAGUGGGCAUAACAGGCACAAUACAGUUCAAUAGUUUCUAUUUUCGAAGAAAAUUCGACAGAAAAAGGAAAAAUCAUUUUGGUAAUAAAGAGAAUCCGGAUGUCAAGUUUGACGUCACUAGUUAUGAAAAUGACGUUAAAUCCGUAUUCUCUGUCUCAAUACUCUCAGUCGAACUAACAGCAAUAUUGCGGAACUAUUUUCAAGAGCUGCACUUCCUAUAAACGUACGUUGAAGUUUUUAAAAAACAAUAUUGUCAAACAAAAAAAGACGGACAUAUUUCGCACGUGAAUACAGCCACUAUUGUAGGUGGGAAGUUGGGAAGGUAGGAUACAGAAGGGAAUUUAAUAUAUAUUUGUAAGCAACGAUAAACCAUUGCUAACGAAAAAACGAUUCUGAGCAGAGUUCAGUGAUAGUGAUGUUUUUUUACGAAUAUACGAGUAUAUGUCUUUUAUUAUGGUAAAAUAAAUAGACAUCAUACAUUUUCUUUGAUAAUAUUUGUUUAAUAUUGUACCGAUAUUCUCGAUUUUUUACAUUUGCUGGGAAAACACUUGGAAAAAUCGAAAAAUGAUCUCCUUAAGGUACUACACCAAGAAAAUUUAUUUUCAGAAAAGGGUCUACAUCGUAUACAUCGGAGUAAGCUUUUUGGUAAAAAAAGUGUUCACAUAAAAUAAAAAAAAAAUAAAAAUAAACGCCUUUGUCCAAAAUCCAAAACAUUCUUCGCUGCACUCAGGACCUCAAAAUGUCACGGCUAUUUUAAAAGCAAAAACUUACGCAACUGAUAAGUUAACGAGAUAUAUAAAUUAAAAAAUAUACAUGCCAAUUGAAAUAUAUAUAUAUAUAUAUAUAUAUAUAUGUAUAUAGUAAAUCGUAGUUAUAUUUAAUGUCGUCGUAAAAUAUCUGUUAUAUUCCAGGCCUAAAUAAUUUAAUACAGGUAGUAUUUUGUUUUUAUAUAACAAUUAUUCGUUAAUCCCUCCGAUACCAAUUUGUCAAAAAAAAAAAAAAAAAAAAAGGGGGAUAAUGUAAUAAUUAUUACAAUACGUAUAAUACCCAUCAUUGUUCCGCUUGCGGCUUCCCCCGCAGACCGGUCGAUGUUGUCGGUUACUUUUGAAGCCUACCGCCAUUCACAAUAUACUAUAUAAUCGGUCGGUAAAGAAUGCACGUCCCUUGAUAAUAAUAUUAUAUUAUAUUCGAUUAAAUCGUACAAACUCUUCCCCGACUAUUUAAAUUUUUUUUUUUUUUUUUUGUUUUCAGUCGGUUUUUUUUCGAUUUAAACUUGUUCCGUUUGAAUGAAGAUUUAUUGAUCUGUUUUACUGCCAACGCGCGUAUACGUAUAGCAUGUUCGUAUUUAACAAUUUAACGCACGUUUACCUGUAUUAUUUCGGUAUUUUACACCUCCUAUGAGAGUUCUUGAUAUGGGAAAAAUAAAAUUAUCGUACUUUUGACAUUAAAACAAAAAAAUGAACUGUCUAACACGGUGUACCGUGUACCUAUAGUUAAAAAAAAAAAAUAUAUAUAUAUAUUCUAAUCUAAUCUAAUAUAAUAAAUUAUCACAUUUAACCGACGCGCGACGUAGAGAUUUGUAUAUGCCACGUGUUGGAUACUUCGUAUAUAAAUACGAGACGGUUUUUUAACAUAUUUUACUUUUAUCAGUAAUAAUUCAAUGGUGGAAAACAUUUUUAAUUUUUUUGUUUCCGUUUUUGUUCGUCGAUAUAAAAAUGAUCGUUUUCGUUUAACGUUCUUAAAAACGUUAUUUUUGUUUAUAGUUUUCGCAUAACCGUUCUAUGAAUAACGUUUUUAAUUUUUUUACUCUUAGUAGGUAUUCUUACAAUAGAAAACUCUCAUUUAAAAAUAAGGCUUAAGUAAAUAAUCAUACAUUGUACCUAGUAGAUAGGAGUAUACUCAGGCAAUAUUUUAUAAAGAUAAAUGCAAAUAGGAAUAUUUUUAAAAUCAUUAAUAUUUAAAAUCAUAGGUACCUGUUUAAAAUUUAAAUUAAAGUAAAAAUUAAAUUAUUUACAAAUUUUAAUUGGUCGUUGGAUUGUUAGCGCAGAGGAACACAGACUAUCUUUAAACACGAUUUUAAAUUAAACGCUUAAAUUAAACAAUUUCAUUAAAAAUAACAAAUUAGCAAACUAAUAAUCAUUAAUAAAAUCAUAAAUUAAUAUAUUCAGCAGAUGAACAUACUUCAUAUGAUGGGUGGACUACUGUUGUAGGUAAGAAGUUAGAAAGGUAGAAUAGAGAGGGCAAUAACUGUAUGUGUACACAACGAUUAAUUAUUGAAAAACAAAAAAACCAUUCUGAGCGGAGUUCGGUUAUACAUGCUUAAAAAUGCCGUAAUAUUUAAGAUUUCGUCAAAAUUUGAUAUUAAAAUAAUAAUAAAAAAAAAAAAUACUAUAUUUAACUCGAUUUUUUCUAGUUAACCGCGAAGUACAACUUUUAAUGAACUUCCUGUUAAAUUUUCAAGCGUUUCUGUUUGGUCUAACAAUUUUAUUCACAGAGUACCAACCAAAUAUAAAUUACGUAAAAAACUCGCAAAAUUAAAUGUCUAUAAAUAGCUUAAAAAUGACACAAAUGUUUUUUUCAAAUUUCACUAAUUUCACCAGAAAAAUUUAAAAUAAUAAAAUUUAAAUUUUCGUAAAUUUUCUCAUUCUUUCUAUGUUCUUUUCUGUUUUGCUCAAUUAUUAAAAUAAUUAUACGGAAAAUUAAAAAACAAUAUUCUUAUUUAUCAACUACAUUAAAAAUUUAACAACAAUAAUUUCAAAGAAUGUUUCUCAUCAUUUUUUAUUGAAGCAAGAUUUCUAGUAUAAAACAUAAAAUAAAAAAUUUUAAAUCAUGAAAUCAUUACUCCGUAAAUAUUUGUCUGUUUAUCCUUACGUUUUUCUUACAUUUUUUCCAAAUUAUUAUGAAAAACGAAAUAUAACCUCCCUAAAGUACUAACUAGAGAAAAUUUUUUUUCAAAAAAAAUACUAAAUUUGAUAUAUUAGAGUAAGAUUUUUGGUAGAUAUUUUGUACACAAUAUAAAAAAAAAAAAUAACCAUCAUUGUAAAACUAAUAGAAUAUGUUGGGUUUAAUUGAUUCGCUUUACUUAAAAUCUAAAAUGUUUCUUUUUUUGGUACCAGAAGAAAAAAUAUCAAAUUAAAUAUAGUUAAGAAUCAAUCAAUGUAAUGUACUAAUAUCUACAUAAUAUUUAAUUAACAAAAAGUAAAAGUAAAAGUUUUAUUAAGACAAAAAGUUUUUUUUAUUCAUUCGAUCAUACAAGCUUUUCAUACUUUCAAACUUUCAUACUUUUUAGAGCUACAUAUGCUCUGCUCCAGUUAUGACUACAAUUCACCAAUAAAUAAUAAAAUACCUAAUUUCCCGACCACAUUCUUAUUAAUUAUCAACAAUUAAAGUACAUUUGAUUUGUAUUUCAUAUUCAUAUGUAUAUAAUAAUUAUUGUCUAUGGUGGGAACAUAAUAAAAAUAACAUUUACAAUACAACCGUAAAGUGUUAUAAAUUGUAUUAUUAUACAUUUUUUAUUUAUGUUUUUUUUUUUUUAUAAAAUACAUAAUAUUUAAAUAUGUUUAUUAUGAGUACUCUCGAUCUAUGAAUAACAGUUUAGAACGAUAAAACGUGUGUUCGCCCAUACUAAUAAUAAUGUACAUACCUACCAAGUUGUACAUCUGUUUUUAAUUGUACAAAAGGGUCACGUUAUGCUUUUUCAUCUUAUUUAAAUCCGGAUACUCCAUACCGCGCGCGGUGUACCGUAUUUAUAGAUAAGUCGAGAAAGUACUUUUUUAUGCCUUACAAAAAAAAAAAUAUAUAUAUUCUUUUUAAUAGUUUCAAAGCUAACAUAACCGUGUAUUUCAUGUUGUAUAUUAAAAAACUAUAAUUCAUAAUGUCAGAAAUCAUGCAAAAAGUUUUCAGUUAUAGAAUCUUCCGGUAAUAUUGCAUUUAAUGUUUUGGUAUAACUGUUACACGUCUUUAAAUAAUAUUAUGCUGAUUCACCUUCCAUGUAAGCUUUAAAAAUAAUUACUAAUCGAAAAUAAGAUUCAAAAGAUUCAUAAGAUAAAAGUACGAAAUAAUAUAUAAAUGACAAAUUAAUAUAAUAAACGAAGGAAAACGCUUUUUCUUACACAUUCUUUAAUAAAUAUAAAUAAUAAAAUAAUAAAUUAAAAACAAAAUUAUUAAAAUGGUUAAUACACGUAAAUAAAUAUAUAAAUAAAAUUAAUUAAUUAAUGAAUGCGUCGCCUGUAGUAUUAUGAUAUUAAUUCAAAACCAGCCGUAUAAUACACGUAUCAUAAUACUCCAGGCGACGCAUUCAUUAAUUAAUUAAUUUUAUCUUUAUACAUACAUUUUUUUUUUAUAUAUUUAUUUACUUUAAUGAAUAUAAAUAACAUAUAUUUAGAUCAUUUUAAAUGUUAAUUAUACUGAUAAAUUCUUGAUAACUUUAACCUUUAAUAAAACAAAUCUUUAAAAUAUUAUUAUGCCUUAUUGAAACACUUAUCUUGUAUCUUUUUGUAUCUUUUAGCGUAAAACGAUAGUUAACAUCGAAAUAAAAAUUAUCUUGAUACACUAUGCAAGAUGGAUUACAUAAACUAAAAAAUAAACAAGAUACAAUUAUACCUUUGAUACAUGUAUCUGUGAUACUGCUCAACCCUGUUAGUAUUCUAUAUCGGUUUAGAAUAAUUUUGUUAAUUUAGCUAGUGGAUGAAGUAAUGACAUAGGUAAUGGUUAUUUUUUUUAAAUUUGGAGCGUUGUGAGAGAUUUAUUGGUUUUACUGUGAUGUACUUUUUAAUUUUUCUGUCUGUGAACAAUUUUUCUACCAGAAAUCUUGCUCCGAAGUAUUAAAGUAGAGCACCUUUUCUGAAAGGAGAAUUGCUCUAAUUGGUGUAUAGGGAAUUCAUUUUUUUUUUGAUUUUCUAAGGGGUUUUCAAAAUAAUUGGGGAACACCGGAAAGCAAAUUUUAGGUAAAACAACAAAUAUUUACGGCGCGUCGUGGCGUUACCGUUUCCAUGGUUUUUAAUUUUUGCAAACCAUGUUUUCUACCGGAAUUAUUGAUUUAAUAAAAAUAAUACUAAGAGACCGAUUUUGUUAAUAUAUAAUCACUAUCGAAGAAUGUCGUUUUUUGAUAUCCAAAGUAGUGUUCAUAAAAAUUGGGUAAAACCAAAAUAAAAAAAAUAAAUACAAUUUUUAAAAUUACAAAACAAAGAUUUCAUUAUUUAAAAUUGUUAACAUUAUAUUUUUCUACCAAAAAUCUUCGUCCAAAUUUUAAGAAUAGAAUAUUUUUGAAAGAAAAUGUUGUCUUGUUUGUAAUUAGAAAAGUCAUUGUUUGAUUUUCUGUAUAGUUUUUUUAUUAAUUACGAAUAAUCUGGAAUAAACAUAGAAAAUACGCAAAUUUUUUUGUUUUUGUAUUAUUUUGUUUUAAUUCACUUAAAAAUUACUCUUGAGAAUUGUAGUUUUCACAAAAUACUUAUACCUUUUAGCCUUUUGUCGUGGUAAAAUGUUCAAAAAAUUAUAUUUAUUUUUAGACUAUUUAUAGGUAUUUAAUAUUUUCAUGUUUUUUUUAAGUGUUUUUAUUUGAUAGGUAUCUAUUAUUAAAAUUUUCUAACUCAUGAGGAAUGCUUAAAAAUUAAACACAAGGUAUAUUUUAAGUUAUAAUUAAUGGUCUAAAAACCCAUUUGAGAUUAAUGUGUUAGAUUUUCUUUUUACAAACGUUUUAAGAUCAAAUUUUGUCGAAAAUCGUAAAAAUUACGGCAUUUCAAUAUAUAAUGUCUGAUACCGAACUUCGCUCCAAACCGUUUUUUGUUACAAUGGCUUAUCGUUACAUACAGAUAUAAAUUAAAUAACUUUGCGUAUGUUACCUUCUUAACUUCCCAAUUACAACAGUUGCUGCACUCAUCCCCAGUAUCAGCUUUUUUUUUUCCGUUUUAGUUUUAUUACGAAACUUAAAUCAAAAUCAAUUUAAAAAUAUCGUUAAAAAAAACAUUUUAUAAUAUGCUAUUGGUAACGACGGUGUAAACAAUUUAAUAAUGAAUAAGCGUCCAUUUAUUACGGUAGGUAUUAAAAAAUAAUUCAUGAUUAUAAUUUAGUAACGGAACAUAAAUUAUAGGGGGGAAAUCUCAGCUUAUUGAUUAUUAUUAAUUUUUAUUGUUGACGACAGUGAAUUCUACAUAUUUUUAUGUUAUUGUCACUGUGUUUACAAUAUUAAUCUCUUUUGAACAAAACUAACCGGCACGCCUUCGUCAUCACGGUUUAGGUGUAGGUAUAUUAUAAUAUACAGUUUAUAAGGUGCAUAUUAUUACCUGUAUAAAUAAUUAUGCACUAAAUCACUUAAACAUCCCCGGUGCCACAACUGAAUCUACAACCAAUCAACCUAUCGUUACAUCACAUUUACCUAUGUGUCUAGAUAAUAUAUAUUAUUACUCUCCAUUAUUUAGUUAUAUGAAAUUAUCGUCUCCGUCAUCAUAAUAAUAUUAUCCUAAAGCGUCUUGCAAUUCUAAUAAUCUUUACACAGAUAUCUUUUGAUCUCUAAAAUAUAUAUCAACGUCUUUUGAUCUUUUGAUGUCUAUAUAUAGUAGGUAUGGGUAUGUCAUUCAUAAUUUCUCUUGACUUACGAUAGUAAUAUAUGAUUAUAAUACGUAUCUAUACUAAUUUAGUAUGCAUCCCCUGCAGUCUCUAUAUAAUAUAAUCCAUUCAUUAAUCAAGUAUAAGUUAGAGAUUCAUAAACAUAAUAAUAUUGUCUUCAGUACAGUAAAUAUAAUAUUGUAUGUAUAUAAGGUAUACACCAUCUCUGGUUUAUGGUAAAUUGCCAGUAAUAAAUUAUAGAUAAUGUCUAUAUAAUACCUAUAAUAUUUGGUUAUAAAAAAAUGUAAACGUAAUAAAAAGAAUUACGGAAAAUUUGUCAAAUCUGCCAAUUAUAUUGUAAUAUUUCUUACCUACACGAAUAUUAUUUACCUGUUAUUAUAAAUGUGAUUUUUAAAUUGUUUUUUCAGGUAUUUGGUACUUUUGGUACUACUCGCGUCGUGUAAUAUACUCGUAACUUCGUCGAAACAAGUAAGUUUUUAAUUUUUAUUUUUUACACCACAUACCUAUAGGUAUACGUAUAGAUUUACAAAAACAAAAAUCAUGUGGAGCACGCGAGCUGCAUCCCGAGUAAAACCGAGUUGUGUCCCGCUACAGUUGAUUUGUUCCAGAGGGCUUUAAAAAUCGUUGUACAAAUACGGACUGAACUCUGAAUGUACCUAAUUAAAUUAUACGACGUAAAAUUUGACCGAAAACGACGAUUUCGUUUAAUUGGUUAUUAUUUUAAAGAGUGCUCGAAUUAGAGGGGAACAGGGGGACGGAGCUCCUUUAUUUUUUUUAAAUGUCCCCUUAUACUAAUUAUGUAUAUUGGGACGGAGGGCAAUACGUCUAUAUACAAAUAACGUUAUUUUUCAAAAAUAUGCAUGCAGAUAUAAAGUACAUACACAUUUAAUUCUUAUUGUUCAGUCUUAAAUAAAAAUAUUAUGAUUACUGUUUUGCACGUUUGCCUUGUGUGAUAAUAAAGGAAAUAAUUAAACUAAAAUUUAAACAUAUUUUUUUUAUGAAAAUAAGAAACAAUUUUAAAUACGCAAGCAAAGACAUAAACUACGGGAGUAAUAUAUUUGUUUUUUUUUUUUUUGUAAAUUUUCAGUUACUUAAAUGUGUUUGAAAACAUCAAUAUUCAUAAGUUAUUUGUAUUCAUUCAUUAAUUUUAAUUUUUUAGACGUUAAUUUUUUAAAGUCUCAUAAUUCCUCUUCUUUUAUUUUUCCAAUUUGAGCCCUGAAUAUCGUAAGUAAAAAACUGAAAAUAAGUGCCAUUUAGGUUCAUAGUAUAUAUCCCUUUACAUAUUAUUCCGAGUCGUACUAUCGAGUAUUUCAAAACUACGCAUAAAAAAAUAAAAAUCUUAUUAUUUCUAUAACAUUAUAUUUGUUUGUGGUAAUAAAAUGUAUUUAAUAAUCGUACUUAAUUUCAUUAUUUAUUUUAUUACCGAUUUCGGUAUUUUAAGAACCCUUGAAAUAUAAUACACGAGUAUGGGUAUUAUUUGAGAAAAACCCGGUGAAACAGCGAAAAUUCACUCCUCUCCCCAGUAAAAUUUCACUAGUUUUAUUUACCUAUGGUCAGAUUUUACUGGUGAAUAUUUAACUCCCGUUAAAUAUCGGGGGAGAAGGGUCAACAAUCAUUAUAUGGUGGUAAAUGUACCUUUAUAUUCGGGAUGUGUAACUCGUGUGCUCCCAAAAUAUGUGCAAUAUAUAAUCAUAUUUAGUAUUACACGCUCAUGCCAGACACUCGGGGAUACUGCGAUUUUUAAAAAAAAUGUAUCUAUGUAUUUAUUAUCAUUUUUUCUUCCUUUUUUUUUUUUGUGAGAUAAAUAUCGUACGCACAAAGAGCGCAUUACACACUUGUUGUCCCAUUCCAAAAAUCCCCUCAUUCAUCAAAAACCGUACACACGUGCUAGCCAUGUGCAUGUGUACAAUAUUAUUAUUAUUAUUAUUAUUUUUAUACGUUGUACAACUAAUAAUAAUAAUAUAAUACCAGUAGGUAUAUUAUAUUGUGUGCGAUUCGAACAUCAAACGGUCUAACCGCUAAUCGGAUGCCUGGCGCGUUUAUUAAAAAUGUGCAACGCACGUCCGUAUACGGUUUUUGCAGCUAUAUAGUCUGUAAGAUCGGUCAUUAUAUUAUUAUGUGUAUAUUGUGUAAAAUAUUGUACUAUACAUGCCUACAUGUGGACGGUGUGAGUAGUGACUCAUUCGUCGGGUUUCAAUUUUGAAUGUAUGCCGAACGGCGGUGGCGAUGAAAAUGUAUAAUAUAUAGGAGGAGUACGCGAGUAUACCAAGAAUUUGUCAACGAAAACGUCAACGAACACGUGAUAUACGACCCUAAAUAUGGCCUAAAUCUAAAUACUAACCAUAUGAUACUGCAUGCGGUGUAUCGGGGUGCAGACUGACGAUCUAGACGUUUCGUAAAUAUUCAUUCACAAACCCCGUCCGCCGUCGGGGUUUAUUUUUUCGGUUUUUCAAAUUAAUGUAGCUUUUUUUUUUUUUUCUAAUCUAUAUCGGCUAUUAGCCCAAUAACGACGGCGUCUAGUUCGCAUAUGUAAGUGUUUCAAAAUUUAAGGAAUCUGAUAUCGAUAUUUCCGUCUUUUAUUCAACGAGUAAUGCGCAACAACAUGAUAAUAUAUUAUACAAAUUAAACAUUAUAUUUAUUUGUUGUAUAGAAAUUGAGACCAAUUUUCCUUCAAUUGGUUCAAGUAAUAAUGCAAUUUAAUUUUUUUUUUUUUUUUUUUGUUGUUGUACAUUUUCAAAUCGAUUUUUUGACGUUUAAAGAUAAAUCUUCGAAAAAAAUUGCAUUUCUCCGACCACACGUAUAUUACACGGUAAAUUCAAAUCUGUUUUCAGAAUUCCUGUCACUUUAUAGGUUCAUACAUCGAUCGGAAUGAAAAUCGGUCUCAAUUUUUUUGCUAAGUAUAUCCAUGUGUCAAACAAUGAAAGAAAAUAUCUAAAUCAGAUCGCAAUAAAAUGUACAUUAUGUAUGGUUAUAAUAUUAUAAUUUAAAACCCCUCAGACGUCUAAUAAAAUUAUUAUUGCCACGUUCAUUGUUUAAUAGUUCCAAUAGAAAUAUAAACUUCAACGUACGUACGUAUACAUACGAUUUGUUUUGGUUUUCCGAUUAAUCGUAAAACUAUUGAGUAAGUACAGUGGCGAAUAACCAAUACUCGUUUGCUUUCCAAUAAACUCUUAGCUUAAUUUUCAUCAUAAAUGUAUGUUUUAUAUGAAUUUUCAAAACCAGUCUCUCCAUACGUUAUUUUAUCGUAGAUCCUCCUCUAGGUAAGUACUUAUUAAAAAAGUAAAAUGCAUGUUACUCUUAAGUUUCAAAAAUGUAUAAAAUCAUAAAUUAAAAUCUAAAUAAAUCGAACGCUUGAAUCCAAAUUGAGUCAUAAAGCAAUCGACCUCUCAUUAUUUCAAAUAUUAUAGGUUUCAUUUUAUUUCAUUUUACCAUUUCACUCAGUUAACGAUACUAUACCGAUUUUGUUUACACAACUCGUUAAGAGUUGAUGUUUCCAUCACUGGACCGAUUCGAACAUUAUAGUUUGUUACCAAACACUAACAUGUCAUUGACAAAAUUGGCGUAUACAUUUUUUCAAUUAUUAAUUAUUAAUUACUUUAAAUCUGCGAUGCUGAAACUCUAAUCAAAUUGAAUCUUUAAAUGCUCUCAUUUUUCUAUAAUUAUUAACAAUCAAAAUAUUAAUUUUUUUAAAUUUAUUAAUUAAAUAUACAUUUUUUUAUUUAUAUUUAAUUUAUAAAUUUACAUUAUAUUGACGUUUAUUAAUUUCAAAUUUAUGUCAUUAUAAUUUUUAUUAUAAAUAACCUAGGUACCUAUAUAUCUUUAUUUAAAGUUCUAAAAUCAGUUAGGUUAGAUAUUUUAUGCCGGACAUAAUUACUUAUAUUUUAACUUACAAUUUAGAUACCCAUUAUAAUAAAAGCGCUCAAAACGCUUAUCUAAAUUAUGCCAAUAAUACCUACUCAUUAAUGCACUUUAUACGUCUUUAUUUUUUUUUGUUACUAUAAAAUUAAAUUUUAAGUCAAUAGGCCUAUAUUAAUUAUGAAUAAUUUCAAAAACGAACUAUCUUAUACGUACAUAUGUAUGACCAUUUUUGAACUUCAAAUAUUCGUAACGAGCGCUUUAUACCCAUGGGUCCAGGGGACGAACAUCCCCCCCCCCCCUCACACUUUUAUUUGAGCUUCUAUAUUUCCACAUUGUUUGUUGCUUUUAAAUUAAAAAUACGGUAUAUCAUUCUAGUAUAGCAUAAUAUAUAGCAUAAAAUAUAUUAUAUCUAAAUAAUUUAUACGUAUCUUAUACAUUUAUUAUUUAAAUAUAAAAUAAUCCCGCCGCUAAACGUUAUCGUGUUUAUAUUUGAAAACGAAAAUAAUCUACUAAAAAAUGAAAUAAUAUAUUACGAUUAAGUUAUGCUUAUUUAUAUUUCCCAGCACCUGUUCGCCGAGCGAUUAAUAUAUGUGUGUAUUUUAAAUAUUAUAUUAUGCAUUAUACAAUUAUUAUUUCAUUUUUUUUUCCUUUUCCGAAAUGAGAGUGGAGGGGUUCUUAAUGGUCAUAAAUCAUACUAUAUGUACCUAUGGUCUUUUGGUUAGCUACAUACAUCUAUAAUAUUCUACACAUCUUUUUGUCCGGCAAAACGGAAACAUAAUGGUCACUGAAAGCUAUUUAUCAACACGCCUUAAUGGUGAUUUAAAGUCAAGUUCUCAUAUAAUAUGAAUAUUAUAUAGUAUAACACAACAGACACGAAAAAUGUGACAAAUAUCUCAUCUCGUCCCUUUGUUAUGAAUUAAAUUAUAAUUAUUAUUCAAAAAUAAAACCGGUAACAGAUUAUGCUGCUGCAACGGACGUCUCUGCAGACUACAAUACCCAAAUAUUUUUUAUGUGCCAUGUUAGUAAUAUACGUGGCAUCGAUCUAAUGAUCACGUCAUUUAGGCCGUUUAGCUUUAUCAUGCGCAUGGUUAGUUUCGACUUAAGCGAGCGUUUACCACAUGAAUAAAUCAUAAUGAUAAUAAUAUAGGUAGAUGCAUUUUAAAAUGCAUUCUACUAGAAUAAUUAAAUUAAAUAAAAAUUAAAAAAUAUUAUAAUAUCCGUUUUACUCUACAGAGUGAUCAAUAUAACGUAAGACAUUCAUUAUUUCAGAAAUUAUUUACAUUUUACGAAAACAAAUUUUCUUGGACAAUUCAAAAAACAAGCAGCACAAAAUAUUACAAUAGGUAUUCUUAUUUUUUGUCAUUGUUAUACUCGAUGAUGAAACCACAAACAUAUUUUCAUAUUCAAAUGGUAACUUAUAAAGUUAAAAUGGCAUUAAUAUAUUAUGAAGUUUUAGCUUAAAUGCAUGUUGGUAUUGACAUUUUUAAUUUCUGUCUAGUCGUUGACUAUUUCUGUAGACCAUUUCUUCAAUGGUUUAAUUUCAUUUUGCUUAGGUACCUGCGUUAUUACUUAAUGUAUUAUAUAGUUUUAAUUUCCUAUAAUAUUAAUUUCCUGCCCCAUGGAAAAAACUUGGAUACGCCUCUAGCUUAAUAGUUAAAAUUUAGGAAAACACCAAUUAUUAUAAGACCAUGAAGUGUCAUAUUAUAUAGUAACAUGAACCACGGGAAACGAUAAUAACAGUGUACUUCACACAAAUGGUAACACAAAAUAUUUCAGCCAGAUGAACUUUGAUCAAACUGGAGUUUUAUUAAGGGACAAUACUACCUUUAAAAAUUGUAAUCUUUUAUAUUGUUAUAUACUAGUAUAUGAAACUUUUUGACUACUUAUAUCAACUUUACUUAUAAUUUUUUCCCCACAUAAAACAGUAGUCAAUUUUCUUAAAGUUUUAAGUCUAGGAUUAUUUUGAAAAAUUGAAAAAAAAAAACAUUUUUUUUUUUAAUAAAGUUUAGAUAACUGUAUCUGAAGAAAGUUUUAAGAUAAAAACAAAAUUUGCAAUAUUUGAGUAAUAAAAUAUAAGUUUUGUUGUGCAUGCACAUUGCACACAUUGCAAGGCAUUCUGAAAGUUUAUUCAAAACCUGUGUUUCGGUACUUCUUACCGACUUUCGUAAAUAAAACCUAUUACAAGCAAAUUAAAAAAAAUAAUAAUAAUAAUAAUAAUCAUCGGGCUAAAAUAUUUCGUGUCUCCAUUUGAGUUGAAACACUCAUUGUAUAAUGUAUUAGUAAUCGGAGAGGUCAAUAGACGUUUAUUUACAAUAUUUUUUUUUGCUUUGCGGUAUGGGUAACCAUCAACAAGUACAGAGCCCCUAGUUUCGAAAAAAUAUAUAAAUAUUAGUAUGACUUUUGGAUUUUAAAUUCGGUCGGAAAUACGUGCGCGUCGUUUUAAUCGAACGGACGUUGUUAUAAAUACCUAUCGCAAGUUUAUAGGAUUUUAAAAUUCAGCCGUAAACAAUAUAUACCUAUAAUAAUAAUAAAUUUCUUCUACGCUACAUUAUUAUUGUACAUAAUGUGUACAAAAAAUGUUGUUUGAUAUUCUUGUAUCAGUAAAUCAGUUAUUUAUGUGAAGUGAUGAAGUUAUGUGACGAUGGCGGCGAAAAGACUGCGUAUAGGUAUAGUUCGAAAAGGGAACCGGACGAACAAUAGACAUUUUUAAUUCUUUAAUCGACUGCUCUCCGUGAUUGUCAUGUUAUUAUUAUUUUAUUUUUGGCACAUUCGAUCAAUACAAUAUUUCGUAGAUUAGGUAUUCAAACGGUGCGUGUUAAGGAAUCAAUAUUGUUAUUUGCCGACGUUCAAUGAAGCGCAGUAUUAUUUGAACCUCCCAUUUUUUUUUUUUUUUUUUUUUAAAUAAAACUAUCGAUAAAAAAAAUGUAUAUAUUUUACAUAAUACAUAUCCAUUAAGUAAUAUUUCACUAUAAAUCAUAAUACACGUAAAUUACGUUACACAAAAUCAUGAAUAUCGUUUUCAUUUUAUAAAAAUAUAUAAAUCACGAAUUAACAUGAUUUUUAAUAAAGGUCUUUGAACUCGAUUUUAAUCGAAUUUUGCGUUUCUCCUCAAGUUUAACGCACUCGGGUAAAGGAAAAACUAAAAUACAAUGAUCUUUCUUUAGGGUUGUCCUUGGUUGCAGGCUGUAGACGUUGAAACCCUAUGUGAAUAAUGACGCGUAUUUGGUGGAAAUGAGAUAAUAACAAAAUAUAUAAUGAUCGUGUCACAAUGAUAUUCGAAGCCACACGGUCCGUAGAAAAUUCGACUAGGUAUUUAAUAGGUAUUAUGUUUCAUGGUCGACGAUGAUUGAAAAUCGCCGUUGUCCCACAGAUCACAUAUUUGUAUUAUUACGUUAGAAUACAAACUCUCUGUAUUUUAAAAAAUAUUCACACUCGAACUAUAUAUGUACUCAUACCUACCUAAAUAUUAUAUGAUUACAUUUUUCAAUCGCACCGUCGUCGUGUAAUAUAUUUAUGGUUUUGACAUGUAUAAAUGCAUUACUAUUAUGAACGUUCUGUUCCCCGCGGGAAACAGUUUAAUCCUUUGUAUUUAUAUUUUUUCAUCAAAAUUAUUGUAAUUAUUAUACCUAAAUACGAAUCUCGUCCGAUUUAUCUUGACAACUGCAAUCGUUUUUUUACAGGUAUAAAAGUAAUUAUUUUCCGUUGUAUCUGUACACAACGAAUAUAAUAUAAUGCGUUUUUCAAAACAUAUCCGUAAGCAGCGUUGCAGAAAUCCAUCACUAAAGUCACAUCCCUCCUCCCCAGUUAUUUUUUAUUAUAGAAAUAUAAUAUUUUAAGCAAUAAAUAGGUAACCGGAUACUUUAUAAUAUUACAUUAUUACACUGUAUUACAACUGUACUGUAUUAUUCUAUUACUGUAAUAAAAAAAAAAUAUAUAUGAAAUUUUAGCAUUAAAAUGGUUGAAUAAAGGUUGAAAGAUUACUCUAAUAAACCCUCCAAAAGGAUUCUUGGUCCUAACGUAAUUUACAUAAUAUACAAAAUUGCAUCCCUCUAGAUAGCUUCAUUUGGGAGUUAUGUAGGGGUGUUCAACGCUAAAAAAUACCACAACAUUAUACGCUGAAAUCUAUAUUGAAAUCUAAUUUUUAACACUAUUCAAUCCACUUAUAAAAUAACUCUAAUUUCCGAGUAUGAGAUCGUUUGAUCCAGAAGAAGCCACUAAAAGUGUCUGAAAGUUUUGAAAAGAAGAUAGAUGUGGGUAAAUAAUUGGAAUAUCAGACACGGUUUAGUGAAAGUUAAGAGAUAGUCUCUUUUCAAGCAAAAUUUGGAAAAUAAACGCGAUAUUUUUUUAAAAAAAAAAAAAAACCGUUAAAAUUACGCGUAUACUCUAGGGCCUAUAAUGUAAUUAUAAUAUUCUCCGCAUAAGAAAUCGAUAUGGGUCAUGAUAUUAAUAGGGGUUAAUUCUUUACUCGUUCCCACAAACACACUUCACUUAAAAUCGUUUAAAUCGUAAACUAUUUUUAUGUUAAAUGAUUACAAGAAAAAUAAAUACCCACUUAAAAAUGUCUAUUAUAUUUAUAGUACGUAAUUACCCAGGCCCGCCGUAAUAUGUUUUCCGCCCUAAAAUUUUAUUGCCGUAUUUUUUGACGGUUAUUAUUUUCAAUUUGUAACUUUAAUUUCUUUGAAAUUGUAUGCCGUCCUAAAACAGCGCAUGUCUUACUUGUUUCCUGUACUUGCCUACUACUUACAUGUGGCUUAUUAUAACCUAAACAAUUGAGUUAUUUUAAUUUUUCUUGGAUUCCAUAAAUAUUUUGUUUGUUAAACAAAUUAAAUUAAAAUAAUUUGGCCUUUAAUAUUACAUAUUAAUUAUUUAAAUGGAUGUUGACGUCUUGACAAUCUAUGUAACGGUUUUAAAAUGUUCAUGGUUCAUGUCUAUUUUUUUUUUUCAUGAUAUAACGUCAAUUUCAAAUUUACAGUUUGAUCCCGACAUGAAAGCAAAAGAUUUUAUCUUCGUGCAUUUUGUUUUAAAUAUUCAUGGAUCACGAAUCUCGAAAUUAGAAGAAGCGUAAUCUUAGAUCUUUAUUUUGAGUUUUCUAAACUAUUUUAUAAUUUUUGACAUGAUAUUUUUCUAGAUUCUCACGGUCGUGUACAUGUUGAUAUAUGUGCAGAUAAUCUAUCCCAUCAUUUUACAAGUGGUUGUUUUCAAAUUCCCUUAAAUCGUUAAAAACAUUCAAUUCAGCAGAUCUAUUAUUAGAUAACAUAUUCUCUCUUCUCAGUAAAUUGUUGGUUUCCUAGCCUCGUUACUUUGAAAUAUUGUUAUGUUUAAUUUUGCAUAUCUUGUUAAAAUAAAUAAAUGAAUGAUGAUAUAGGUAUAGGUACUUAUAGUUUUGGCAUUUGUUAAAAAAAUAUACUUUUUAUGAUUCUUUAAUAUUAAACUGUGUUUAAAAUCAGACAGUAAAUCGAAAUAUGCGUUUGGUAAAAAUAUUAGAUCUAUUCGUCUAUUGAACAAAUUUUUCUUUUUAAACUAUGUGCAUUCAUAAUUUUAAAUGACCUUCAUAUUCUCGUUGUUUUAGUACUCAUGGGUGCUAUUGUUAUUAUUGUUUUUCUAAUUACUGCACAUCGAAUUUCUUACCCAUUUAAAAAUUAACAAUUUCCAUAAUUUGUACCAAGCUUUCUAAAGAAAUUACGAAAUAUUGUUACACACUAUUAAUUUAUAAUAUUAUAUUAAAAAAAAAAAAAAAUAGGAAUUUGUACUACUUAUAUGUUCACGUGUAAUUUUUUUUGUUUAGUUAAUAUAACCGUCCAAAUAUUUUUUUUUUAAAUUACCUAUAAUUACCUAUAAGAUAAAUACGUAAUGCUAUAUAACACUGCAAAACAUUUUUUAUGUUUUCGUAAUUUCCAUUGAAUUAAUUAUGAAUGCCUAGUUAAGUGUUUUUUUUUAGAUUCUGAGCAUAGCAAAGAAUAUAUUGGUAUUACUAUGAUGAGUGUUUUUUCCUCUAUGGUAACAAUUUUUCUUCCAAAAAUCCUGCUUCGAUUUUCAAGUGUGAGAUGUUUUGUUAUUAUUAUUAUUAUUAUUAUUAUUUUUUUUUUUUUUUUUUUUUUGAUCGAAUAUGCAUUAUUGUGAUUUGUAAUACGAUAAUGAGUUAGGUAUACCCGUACGGAUAUACUUUCGAUUUUUUAUUAAGUAGAUUCAAAUAUGUAUUCAGCCGAAUGAACAUGAGCUGGGAAAGAACCUGGGUAGGUGUUUAAGAGAUAUAUUUUGGAAAAAUAAUGUUUUGUAAAAGAAAAUCCCGAAUUUAAUUACAUACUAUAUAGUAAAUUAUAAUAUAAGGGGGUUAUACCAUAUCAAAUAUCUCGGUAUUUUUAUGGUGUUAAAGAGCGCAUAAUAUUAACGUAAUCCGAGACAAACGUUCAGUUAAAUAAAAUACCUACCUACCAAGCUUAUUAUUACACAGUAAAUUCGAAUCGGUCGUAUUUUCAAGAUGAGUAUCUCGUAUAGUACCUAUAUAUGCCUACUUAAUACUUAAUAUCCAUGCGGUAUUAUAAUAAUAUUCUAACACAACACGCACACACAUACGUCAACACACUGGGUGUUUGUGCGUACGUGUGUGUAAAUUAUAUAGUUUAAAAUUCGUGAUUUCAUAGUUUUCACAGUCCGUCCGGUUUAAAAAUAUUACAAGUACCUAUAUUUUUAUGAACACUGCCUAUUAUUUUCUUAUUUUCUAAUCAAUAGACAUAAUCGGCUGCAUUUCGCCGUUAUUUCCAUUAAUUUUGUACCAUUUUUUUUUCCACGGCCACGAUGAUUAGGGAAUCGUGAGAAGCACCUGGACCGUGACAGGGUGUCGUGGCGUUAUUUUUAACACACCAUUAAUCACCUCACUAACGAACUCUCGAUUUUGUGUAGUAUAGUCGUAGUAGUUAGCGGUAUUAUGAUGUGUGAGCAGUCAACGGACACCGCCGAAAUACAAUUUUUUUUUACUAAGUAUUAUUAUUUUUAUUAUACAUUAUUUUAAACAUGUAUGUUAGGAAAUAAUUAUUAAAUCUGGUAAAAUAUAUAAAAAUAAAAAACAAAUUUAAUAAGUCGAACAUACUUCACACCGUGGGAUAACCACUAUUAUAGGUGAAAUGUGAAGAAUUUGAAAGGUAUAGGAUAUUCGGUAUAAUCAAAUUAAUAUACAAAAACUUUAAAGCUACGAUAAAUCAUUGCAAUCAAAAAACUAUUCUGAGUGGAGAUCAAGUAUUAGUCAUUGUUUUCCUUCUUAGUCAAAUAUAACUCAGAAAUCAACAAAAAUAAAACCAAUUUAUUAACAUUUUUUAAAAUUCGUAGCAUAAUAAAGGAUUUGUUGGUUUAACAGUGACGUGUUUUUUUGUUUUUUUUUUUGUGUUUGUGAACAACUUUUCUACCAGAAAUAUUUCUCCAAUUUAUAUAAUAUAGCACCUUUUCUGAGAGGUAUAUUAUCUAAUAUUAUCUAGUUGGUGCAUUGAACAAGUUAUUUUUUGAUUUUUCAAGGGGUUUCAAAAUAAUUGGGAAAAAACGAAAACAAAAUUAUAGGAAAACCGGUAAAUAUUUACGGCACCCUCGCAAUGUUACCGAUUUCAUUGUUUUUAAUUUUUGCAACUUUUGUUUUCUACCAGAAAUAUUGCUCCCAUUAAAAAAUAUCAAAAUAUUGACUUUGUUCCUUUUAACACAUAGCCACCAGUGGCGUAAAUAUGAAAAGUUUUAGGUGUUUAACCUCCCCCUCCCAAAAAAAAAAAAAAAAGUAUGGUUGGUAUGGUACACGUUGUGUAAAUUGAUGUAUUUAUUUAAUCUAUCUAUCAACUAAAACCCAACAGCACAGCACGGGAAAAAUGAAGAUUUAAGACGUAUAAAUAAAACGAACAUACUACGCACAAUGGGUGGGCCACUGUUGUAAGUGAGAAGUUGAGAAGAUGGUAGGGAAAUUUAAUAUAUCUGUACGCAAUGAUUAAUCGUUCCUAACGAAAAACGAUUUUAAGCUGUGUUUGAUUUUAUAUGUUUUAAAAGGCCGUAAUAUAUAUGACUUGAAAAUAAUACAUUUCGCAAAUUUUUCCGAUUUUCUACGUUUUUUUCCAUCAUACUUCAGUCUUUUUUUUAAUUAAUAUAAUGUAUUAUAUUUUUUUUUUCUAAUUCUCGUCAGCAUCGCAUUUUAAAAUAAUUGUAGGAGAUUUAUAAUUUUCAGAGUUAGAAUAGUAUUGUUGGUUACUUACCUUAUCUUUAAGCCGCUUAACCUCGUUACCAAUAUUAUUAUAUUAUAUGAUUAUAUUGUAUUUAAAUGGUCACAGAUUUAUUUAAAAACACACUGAUAAUUGUGUUAAAAAAUAUUUAUCAAAAAUAGAAAUAUCAAAAGAAUGUAAAAAUGUGUUAUACACAAUUUUAAAACAUUUUUUUUAAUAUUAAAAUAGUUCAUAAUAUCUUCACAACAUCUUUGCAUCCAGGGAAGAAGAUCAAUGUCAAUUUUUUAAUUUUUUCGCCUUUAUUUUUUGUCUAAAUUCCAUAAGUAGUUUCUGUAUUGAAUUCAUUUGUAUUGAAAACUACAUACGAUUGAUUUAAGCCUGUCUUCUCUAAAACUAAAGAUAUAUAUUAUUAUUGUUGAAAAUGUUAAUUAUAUAAUGUCAUACGGUUUUAAUAUUGUCUAUUAGCACCGCUUCCGACACGGUCGACAUAAGAGACAACAAUGGAACAAUACGUUCAGCAGCUCUGGAUUUAUACCUGAAUACCAUGUGUAUAUGGAAGAAAAUGAAAAUCCAGAAACUGGUAAUUGGAGUCCAUGGUCUGAUGAUAGUCAAUGUUCUCGUAGCUGCGGCGGAGGUGUUGCGUUUCAAACCAGACAUUGUUUGUCAGUCAGGUACCUUAUAUAUUAUUAUAUUAUUGGCGUUAUUGGUUAUUUAUCUAUGUGUACAAAGAAAUUAUAGGUAUUUUUUUAUCCACGAUUCCACCUCAAAGAUAAUAUUUUGUAUGGAGUCAUAGGUUUGAACGAGAUUUCGAUGACCCACUUGAGUGCGUUAUGUUAAGUACAGUUUUUUCACACCUGUAGAUUGGAUUGCGUGAUUGUAAAAUUAUAUGUAGAUAAGAAUAAAAUAAAAUAAAUUAGUAUAUUAGAUAAAUUUUCGCUUAGUAUAAUUAAUUAGAUUUUUUUUUUUCAAUGUGAUACUUACUUCACGAACUGACACCAGAUUAAAAGAAUUGUAAUACAAUACAUGUUUUUGUAAAAAACUCUAAUAAUAUUUUAUGGUUAAAGUGGUUUGAGUGGAUUUUAGAGUGGAUAUAACGUAAAACUUUUUUUUUUUUUAGUAAAAAAAUUUGUUAAGAUGUUUAUCGAUAUGAUAUAGUAGUAGCGGUUUAGACAUUUGAUUACAAUUUUCCAAUUUUUACGAACAAUAUUUUACUAUAUAUUACAAUGUUCACUAAAAAAUACAUUAACCAAUAAUAAUAAUAAUUAUUAUUAACGUUGUCAGUAUUCUACUGAACAAACACUAAUACGGUACCUAUAUAAUAUUCGUUGUCCGUCGAAUACUUUUCUCCGAGUAAUUAGGUAUAUGUUAUAACCAUUUUUACUAUAUUUCAUGUUUAAUAAGCACUUAGUAAUAUUGCAAUGAAUUGUUUGUAUUUAUUUUCAGAGGAGACGGUUUCGAAGAUUGCACAGGGCCUUCUAAAAGAUAUUAUUCAUGCAAUAUUCACGUGAGUAAUAUUAUACUAUUGUAUACCUUGAUCGUUAUUAUAUAAAUUCUAACUGCAGAACAAACAUUUUUUUGAACAAAUAAUAUUUUAUUCAACAGGCAUACAAUCAUAAAAAUAAUGGGUAUAUUAUGUUAAAUACCUAAACUACCCAAGUGAAAUGUAAUUCGAAUAUAUUAUCGAUCGGCAUACUUAAUGUAAAUCAUCGUAAAAUACUAGAAUAUUGUUAAAGAGAUAUCUAUAAUUUAUACACAAUAUACUUUUUCACGGUUGGGUCCCAUCUUAAAUUUGGGUCAAUUGUUCGGUCCCCUCUCUAUUUGUUUCAAACAAGUCUAAUUGAAAAUGUUCAGUGUAAAUUUAUAAAACUAUUAUGCUUUAAAUUAAAUAUACCCACUUAAAGAGAUUCGUAUAAUAUUCAGAUUACCCAAUUGAGGAUUGCGUUUUGUUAUUUGAGGAGGAAUGUUGCGGAUAUUAUGAUUACAUAUGACCUAUUAAAUGGUCUUAUUUUUUCUCCAGAACUAUUAUCUCUGAUUGGUUUUAAUAUAAAAACUCACCGAUUAAGAAAUUCCAACUUAUUUAAUGUUCCUCUUUAUAGAAACAAUUUUACUUCCACCUCAUUUAUCCCCAGCGCUCUCUGUCUCUGGCGAACACUGUAACAGUUGAAUUUUUUUCUAUGUCAUGUAAUAUUUUCAAACAGAAUGUUUAAAUUGCCUUAAAUUUGCCUGUUUGAAUUUCUCUUUUAUGAAUUAUUGAAAUAUCUUGAAUACUUCUAUUAUUAUUUAUUGUUAAUUUGAUACUUAUACUUUUAGUAUACGGGUUUUUUUUUUGUAUUCAUACUCGAAUGUAUACAUAUUUAAACUAUCAAAUUUUCGCAAUUAAGUUAAGCAGAAAUUGUGCGCAUUAAUUGUAUUUUUCUAAAGGGUUAAAACCCACCUAAAAAUACCACCCAAAAUUGAUUAACACGUUAAUCAAGUAAAAAUAAUAGGUAUUUCCAAAUUCCUAAAUAAUCAGUAAAAAUUUAAAUCAUUUUAUUUUAUCAAAACUUAUAGGAUCGAUUAAAGAAUCGUAUAGCUCAAAUUUAUAAUUAUUAUUUUUUUUUUUUUAGGAAUGUCCUAGAAAAAGUUUCGAUUUCCGUCGCGAACAAUGUUCCGCAUUUAAUCGAGUACCCUUCGAAGGAACAACCUAUGAGUAAGUGAAAUAAAAAUAAAAAUAAAAAACUUUAUAUUAUACCGGAAUAAAAAUGUAAAUAAAAAUAAUUUAAACAGAUGGAUACCAUAUACCAAAGCUCCGAACAAAUGUGAAUUAAAUUGUAUGCCAAAAGGGGAACGAUUUUACUACAGGCAUAAAAAUAAAGUGAUUGACGGUACAAGAUGUGACGAAGAGAAAUUAGAUGUCUGCGUUGACGGCAAAUGUUUGGUAGGUUUUUUGGAACAGUAUAAUAUGUUCAUAGUAUUAUCGGUAUUAUAAUGUCUAAUCAAAAAAAUAAUAAAUAUCACAUCACGUUUACUUUUAUUUGGGUAGGUAUUUAAAAUUAAUCAACCUUUACUAUAUUUUAAUAUUAGUAGGUAACUAGCAGCUAACUUGUGUUAGUGUAAUAUUUGUGUGCAUAAUAUCCACAAUAAUUAUACAUUAAAUUACUUUAACGUUCCGGUCGUUUUCCUGACGUCCGUUGUGCUGUUUGAACUUUAAAAAAAUUAACCGUCUCUUACAGUUAUCAAACUCAACUUAACACCCAAUACAAAGUUCAAACAUAAUUUAAUAAUUACAUAGUCGUUUACAAAAAUAAAACAAAAUCAAUAAUACAGUUGUUGGCUACGUUUUUGUUUAGAUAUUUAUUUUACAUAUAUUAUAACACUAAUAAUAUUACAUAAUAUAAUAUAUAACAUAAAGGUAUUUAAUUUAUUAUUUAUUUUUUAUAAAUUUGUUUCUUAUUUUCAUAAGGAAAAAUAUGGUGUUUAGAUGUUCGUUAAAUUACUUAAAUAUUUUAUGAUCACACGGGCCGGCCUAUUUUAACGUGAAAUGUAACUUUUAAAUGUUUACUAUUUUACUCUUAAUUUUCUGUUAUUUGUAUAUGAUAAAAAUAAUAUAAACAAUGUCACACACACAUAGAAUUAUGUACAAAAUACAAGCAUAGAGACAUACAUUUUAAUAAUUUGAAAUAAUAUAUUUUGUCGAAAAAAUUGGCGUGUAAUGAAUUUAAAGUGCUUUGAAGUAGAUAAAAAAUUAUUUUACUACACUUAAAUAUUAUGAACUUUAUGUACUAUAUACAUUUAAAAAAAAUUGUUAUUGUCGCGAUAAUCAAUGACUGACAUUGCUCAAAUCGGAAAAAAAAAUUAAGCGGGACUAUGAGACUUCAACAAAAUUAGCUUUCCUUAUACAAUGGUUAUUCAACUUAACCCGCAUUGGUAGCGGUACGUUAGUACACAAUAUAAUACACAAAUUUGAUUUUGUAGAAUUCGUGUGUUGUUAAUAUUUAUGUUUACAUUGUCAACCUAUAACUAUUGCCUAUCUAUGUAUACGUAUAAUAUUCCAGCCCGUCGGAUGCGAUUAUCUACUCGGAUCGCCCGUAAGAGAAGAUCGCUGCCGCACUUGCGGAGGCGACAACAGCGACUGCAACACAGUCCAGGGAAUUUUGGACAUGAACGAUCUACAAUACGGUACAUUUUUAUUAUAAUAAUAAUGAUAAAACAAUAACACGUAAUCGGUAACAAAAUCGUUACCUAUAAUAUUUUUUACCGUUUUAUAAAAUGUUGUCAACGCCGAAAUGUUAAACAUAAUACAAGUCGGUAAAUAUAAAAUUAACGUGACUUUUUAUAUCGACUUUAUUAUAGGUUGGUAAUAUAAUAUUAUACUGCAAAUCAGGGGCGUAAUUAGUCAUUAUUUUAGUGGAGGAGGGGGGGGCGAAUCGAUGACUCUGUUUGUUUUUCUAAACUGAUAGCGUUUGAUGAUUUACCUCGACAGACCCGUAAGUAAGAGGGGGGAGAGAGGGGUUUGUUUUGAGAUAUUUUUUGACUUUAGUGUUCUGAUAACUGUAGUAAUAAAUUACUUAUAAAUCGUUGAAACAAUUUUAUUUUUGGUUUUUCGUUGACAAAUAUUAAGGUGCAAUUUUAAACUUCUUUUUUUCAUUGUAUCAUAAUAAUAUGAUAUUAUAAUUUUAUCCACUAUAUUUUUAAAAUCUAUAUACUAAAUUACUAAAUAGUUACAUAAAUACAGAUCCACGGGGGACAAUAGUCCCUAUAACCACCCUCUAAAAUAAGUCCCUGCUGCAAGUUACGUAAAAUAAAUAUAUCUAUACGUAUAUUUUGAAUUUGAUCCAUAAUAGUAACAAAUAUUUCAAAUAAUUAGUUUAUUUAUCUAUAUUAUGUUAUAUUAUUAUAAAAUAUUUUCAAAUUACCGAUGUUCUUUUGUUUAGGGUAUACGGAUUUAUUACUUAUUCCAGCAGGCGCUACUAACAUACGAGUACGAGAAAUUCAACCGUCAAAUAACUAUUUGGGUAACUUUAACAGUUUUAAAAUACCGUUUGAAAAUAACCAAAAUAAACAAUUUAUAUUUAUUUUAAUUAAGCAAUAAGAAAUAUUUCCGGACACUACUAUCUAAACGGAAAUUGGAAAAUCGAUUAUCCUAGAAGUUUGCCGAUCUGUAAUACAGUAUUCCAUUACGAAAGGAAAAAACGAGCUCUUUACACACCCGAAAUAGUAACAGCUUUAGGACCAAUAUCAGAAGCUAUUUAUAUUGUGGUAAGCCGAAAUUAUUAUUAUUUUUUUUUUUUUUUUUGCUCAUAAGUGUUUCUGUGAGUAAUAAUAUAAUGCAUAUCAAUAAUGCAAUUCAAUUUUGCAGCAUCAUACGUAUACAUUUUUUUUUUUAUCAUGAACCAGCAAUUAUCUCAGAUGAUUUUAAUUGAAUUUGAUUUUUGUUUUUUUUUUUAAUCAUUGUGAAAUCAGGUAAGCUUGAUUUUGAAACCAUUUUUAAUUUUUCACCCCUACUCCUUGUAAAUACCUUAAAUAAGUACUAUGUACUUUUGUUUUUUAAAUAGAAACCACUCUUUUUGAACACAGAUUUGAAUAGAGAGCAUUGUUUAGACAUAUUGACACGCAUACCACUAACCGUUUUUAACCACUUUACCGUUUAUAAAUUAUAACUGUUUAAAGUUUAGACUGAAGCAAUAUAGAAGGGUGAUAAUUUCAUAACUUUUUUUAAACGAUAAAUUGAUAACUCUUCCCUAAUCCUCCAAUCUAAAGUUUAAUAGUUCUAAACGUUUAAUAGUUUUAACUUAUAAUUUAUGAACGGUAAAUCUGAUAUUAGUGUUAUGCAAAUCAAAAUUUCUAGAAAAAUAUACUCUAUUGGAACCUGUAUUCAAAAAAGGAAUUCCUAUUUGAAAAAUAAAAGUACAUAUUUAUUUAAGAUAUAUAAUGGAAUAGGGAUAAAAUUAAGCUUAAACGAUUCCACAAAGAUUAAAAAAAAAAAAACACAGAAAUCAAAUUUACUUAAAAUUUUCCGAGAUAAUUAAUGGUUCAUGAUAAAAACAAUCAUAAUAUGUAUAAUAAUAACAAUAAUCUUUAUUAAGGAAAAUGUAUUCCAAUUUACAAUAAUAUAAUAUAUAACAACUAUUUAUUUACUAAACCUAGAAAAGUAUUUAUAAAAUACUACAAUUAUGAAUUACAACAUUAUUUUUAUUUUUGCUAAAGGCAAUUAUUAUUUUUAAUGAUAAUUAUAUUAAUAAAAUCUGUAUACUAUAGUUACUUUAUCAAGAAGUUAAUCCUGGGAUUGAAUAUGAAUAUAGUAUUCCGACUAAUGCUGUAAAACAAACAUUGUCUAGGGGAUACAGUUGGAUGUAUAAUGAAUUUACCGAAUGCAACACAACUUGCGGUGGUGGUAAGCUAACAUUAAUUAUUAUAAAAAUGUACCAUAUAUUUUAAUUUCUCAGUUUUUAUUUUUUUUUUUUUUUUUUUGACCUAAUCUAACUUGAGAAACUAUAAGAUAUAUUUGGCCACAGGUAUACCGGAUAUAUGUAUAAUAAUCAGGGUAUACUUUAUUAUAUUAUUAUUAACAUAUUUUACCAUACUUGUGGACAAAAUUGUAGUUAUAUUAUUAUCUAUCAAAUAUUAAAUAUAUACGUGGUAAUAAAUCUACCAUAAGACACUCAUUAUCUCAGAAAUAAUUUAAUUUUUUCGGAAUUUGUUUUCUAGAACAUUUAAGAAACAAGCUGCACUAAUAUUUAUGUUAUUUUUUGUCAACCUACUUUUGAUUUUCAAAUAGCAACCUAUAAUAAAAAUUCCAUAAAUAAAUGGAGUAUUAUUUGAAAUAAAUUUGAAUGUUGAAAUUUUUGAUUUCUGUCAAUCCAUUAACAAAAUAUUUCACUUUUAAGUUUGGUUAGAGGAGAGUCCUGGAGUAUCAUUUGUGUGGCGGUACAGUACGCUAAUACUUUAUCUAUUUAUGGAAUUUUUAAUAUAGGUUGCCAAUAGAAAAUCAAAAGUAGGUAGUAGUUUUACCCCGAAAAAUAAAGGUAACAAUUAAAUAAAAUAAAUAUAAAAUUGUAGAACACCUUGUUUAUUAAAUAUUCUAAAAAACAAAUUCUGGAAAAAAUUAAUACUUUCCGAUAUAACAAGUGUCUUAUUAUAGAUUGAUCACUCUAUAUAAUAUCAAAUAUAUUAUCUAUCAAAGUGGUCAAAUAGGGGGGCGGUAUAACCUCCCUUAACCUGGUUUCUUUUCAAUGUGUAUAAUAAUUUAUAUUAUAAAUAAAAAAUAAUAAUAGUUGUAAAAAAUGAUCCAUAUCCCUCCCAUGACAAAAUCAUUUGACCACCACUGUUAUUUAUACAUUAUUAUUUGUAUUUUAUGUAAUUUCGAAAUUUAAUAGGUACGAGGACUCGAGAUGUUUGGUGUGCUCAAAAGAAUGACUCAGCGCCAGCACCCGCAAAACUUUGUGACCCGGGCUUGGAACCUAUAAAAUCACAAACGUGUUCCAUGGAACCGUGUCCACCUAAAUGGGCUCCCACUAAUUGGACUUUGUGUUCACACAAAUGUGGAACCAACGGCACUCAAACUAGAGAAGUAAAAUAAUAAUUUAUAAUUACAUUUUCUUAUAAUAUUUGAAUUUAUUUUAUUGUUUUAGAUUGGAUGCGUGCGACGAAUCAACGGUACGGACGUUCCUAUUGAUGGUAACUAUUGCGAUCAGUACGAUGGGCCUAAACCGAGUACUAAACAACCAUGUAAUGUGGGACUAGAGUGUCCACUAUGGCAUACUGAUCCUUGGAAACCCGUAAGCAUACAUUUAGUCAUAGACUAUAAUAUUAAAUAAGCAUUUUAAAAGCUAUACUCUAUUUUAAUAACUUUAUAGCCAUUAAAUCGAUGCACCGGCUGAGCCGGAUGAGUCUUAUUUUAUAAUUUUGAAUUUGGGUGGGCUUGGGUUUUAUAAAAUGGAACAGUAUAAAGCCGGACUAUUCAAUUAAGAGAAAAGACAAAGCAAGGCCUAAAAUCUAGCUGGGAAGUAAUUUACACACAUUUUGUAGUGCUAAAUAUCUAUGAUAGGCCAAAUACCAAAAUAUUUGCUACAAGAGCAACAAUUGAGCAAGCACUUAGUCCUCUUAAAUAGAAUAAUAGAAGAGAGGAGAACGAGCUUACUGGGUGACUCGGUUGAGCCAAUGUUGUUUUGAAAUUAUUUGUCUAAAAAAAAAAAAAAUUAAAGGUUAUAAAUUAUAAAUUAGGAAUAUAAAUUUACAAUGCAAUGGAUUAUAGAAUAAAAUUAUACAUUUACAAUGCAAUAAAUAAGAAAUUAUAAAUUAGAAUUAUACAUUUCAUUUAGGUACUUAUCGUAUUUAUUAAUUAUUUUCAUACCUACUAUUAUCUAGUAUUAUCGAUAAGCUCAGAUGGGCUUAAUUGGGCUCUUAUAGGUUCGUCAAAUAGGCCGGGCAGGGCCCUAAAAAUAUAGGUAGGAUAAAAUGUGCAGGACUCUAAUACCCAUAUAAAUCCUAAUUAUAAAUCUAUAUUAUUAAUAAUAAUAACUGAUUAUAAGUAUAAUAUAAAAAUUUAAAAUAAGUAAAUCAGCAUCGGAUAAAAAAAGUAUGCUAAUAUAUUUAAUGAAAUACUAAAAUAAUUUUUUAUUUAUUUACAGUGUGACCAAUUGUGUGGAGUGGGAAAACAAAUUAGAAAAGUAAGUUGCUAUAGAAAAGUGGAUAAGAAAAUCGUUGUUUUAAAUGAUGAUGAGUGCGAAACUCAAAAACCAGAUAUAGAGAAACAAUGUAAUUUACGUCCUUGUGAGGGUGUCGAUUGGGUAACAUCUGCGUGGUCAGGAGUAAGCAAUAAAAAUACGAUUUAAUAAUAUAAGUUAUAAUUAAAUAUUUUAUUUUAUUGGAUAGUGUGGUGAUUGUAAUUUGGAUUUUGAAACUAGACAAGUGAUUUGUGCAAAUGCUAAGGGAAAAAUAUUUGAUGGUAAAUUUUGCAUUAAAUCAAAAUACCCAGAAACAGUAAGGAAAUGUACACCUUCCGAUGCAUGCGAGUUCCAGUGGUACGCUAGUCAAUGGAGUGAGGUAUAUCAAAUUGUCAUCAUGUUAACAUUAUAUAUAAACAUCUAUAUUUUAUUUAUACUAUUAGAUUUUUUUUUUUUUUAUAUGUAAAUAUGUUUAGUGUUCGUCAGUGUGUAGUACUGGUGUACAAAUAAGAAAAGUUUUUUGUGGAUCACUAGUCGGUGAGGCAAUAAAAAAAGUUGAUAAUGCAAAAUGUGACCCUAGUAAAAAGUACGAAGAUACUAAGAACUGUACUGGCAAAGAAAUAUGUAAAGGACAAUGGUUUUCAGGACCGUGGACUGCGGUAUAUAUCUAUAUUAUAUUAUUAUUAACUAAAUAGUUAUUAUAAUUAAUGGAAUCUUGAUUUAUUAAUUUAUUUUAUACUUAACUACAGUGUUCAAAACCGUGUGGUUCUGGAGAAAAAAGUAGGAAGGUAUUUUGUAUGAUUGGCAAUUCGACUGUAGACACUAGUCAAUGUAAACCCGAAACACUGCUAUAUACAAGCGAUGAAUGUAACAAACAUCCGUGCGGAGAAGGUAAAAAUAUCCAUUUAAAUAAAUACGCAUGAAAUAAGUAUACAUUACAGUAUCUAUUAACUCGUGUUUGUUUUUCCAUAGAUCAAAUUAUGCCAGUUGAAUCACACAAACCAAUUUCAGAAGAAGAUACGUUCGAAGAAGAAUGUGAAGAUGAAAUGAUAACUGUUACCCCAUUUGCAAUCGAACCAGACAACGAAGUAAUUAUUUUUUAAUAUUUCCUAAUAUUACCAAAGACAUUAUCCAACUAAAAUAGUUGAAUUUUACUUUAUGUACGUACUUACCUAUUCAAUGUUAUCGUUUAUUUAUUUUAUAUUAGACUACUACAUUGGCCUACGACAUUAUAACUACAAUAAACAUGGAAACAAUUACAAAAUCGGAAGAAUUCACAUCUACUACAGAUUCUAUCAUUGAUGAAAAAAUAACAACUACUACGACUGCUAAGCCCCAUAUUAAACGAAACAAAAGGGAAAUUCCAGACAAAAUUAUUGUAACUACUCUUGAUGAGCUUGAAUCAACAAGUGAAUAUUCAUCUUCGUCUGAGCCAACAACAUAUAUGUCAUCAACAGAAUUAACAUCUACUUAUACACCUGAUCAAACAAGUAUUUCAUCUCAAACUGUAUUUACGGAGUCUACAACAAUAGAAGAUAUUUCAUCAACCACAAAUGAAGCUAGUUCAGAAAAAACCGAACAAACUAGUCCUAUUUCAACUACUGUUACAGAAAGUAAUUUGACUGGAACUACAGAUUCUACCUUCUCUACUGAUUCUAAAUCAACUAUUGACCUAUCAUCGAGCACCGAAAUAUCAAGUACUGAACAAUCGUCAACACCAUUUACAUCUACAGAUACAAUCUCAACAGAACCACAAAUGAGUAGUUCUACUGAAACAUUUAUGUCUGUAUCGACUACAGAUAUACCUACAUCCACAGACGCUUCAACAUUCACAGAUGUUUCAACAUCUACAGACGUUUCAACAUCUACAGACGUUUCAACAUCUACAGACAGUUCAACACUUACAGACAUCUCAACAUCUACAGACGUUUCAAUAUCUACAGACGUUUCACUAUCUACAGAUGUGUCAACAUCUAUAGAUGAUUCAACAACUAUGAACGUAGGAACAUCAACAGAUCUAUCAACAACUACAUAUGAAUCAACCACUUCAGACAUAAGGACAUCUGUUGAUUUAACAUCAACUACAGACGAUACACAAUCAACAGACGUUUUUACAUCUACAGAGACAACUGUUAAUAAAGGUUAAUAUUAAUUUUCAUUAUCCUAUCAAAUUGAAAAAUGUAUAAUUAUUUAUAGAAUAUAUUUCAUUUUGUAUAGGAACAACCAAAAAUAUAAAUCCAUUGCUUGAGAUUACAACAAAGAAGAAACGUAUUUGCAAGAAGAUAAAAAAAGUGAGAAGUUGUGAAAAAUCAGAAUUUGGUUGUUGUUUUGAUGGAAAGACUCCUGCUAAAGGACCAUUUAGUGCAGGUAAAGCUUAGAUAAAUAUAUUUUUUUAUGUAUCUUUCUACAAACAAUAAAGUUUGUUUGAUUUUUAAAUUAAUUUCCAGGUUGUCCAGAUGUACACACUUGUAAGGAUACAGAAUAUAACUGUUGUUCGGAUGGCGUAUCCCCUGCCACUGGUCCCAAAAAUGAAGGAUGUCCACCUUCAAUAUGUAAUGAAACUUUAUAUGGCUGUUGUUUAGAUGGUUAUAGUAUUUCACAAGGAAAUGAUUUUGAGGGUUGCCCUGUCGAAUUGUCAACCACUUUACUUCCUGAUCCCGGAUGCAACAGCACUCAGUAAUAUUUAUAAAUUUAAUCAUACAUACAAACAUUUUUAUUCACUUACUUGUAAAUUUAUUUUUACAAAUUCUAGAUUUGGUUGUUGUCCUAAUGGAAUACUACCCGCUACAGGGCCUAGUUUCCAAGGCUGUUAUGAAUGUAGUGAAGGAUCAGGAGAAUGUGAUUCAUGUUUAGAAACUACAUAUGGAUGUUGUGCAGAUUUUGUUACUGCAGCUACUGGACCAAACUAUGCCGGCUGUCAAGAUAAUUGUAAGUUUUAUAUAAUAAAUAAAAUGAAAAAAAAUAAAUAAUAGAUAUCUCUAACACUUUCAAAAAGUAUUUGUAUAAAAUAACAGUAAUAUUUUGGUGAAAGUAUAUAUUUGUAAUUUGUCAAUUUACAAUCAAAAUAUUCAAUGAAUUUAAAUCAAUAAUACUAAUUAAAUAAAUACAUAUGUAAUUUUUAAUAAUAACACUCGAUCUUUAUAUCAAAUUUUGUUUAGCGAUUACUAAUAUUUAUGCUUUUAUAUUAAAAGGAAUGCACUAUGCUCGCUUAAUUAUCGUAUAUUUUUUAACUGAACAAUUUUAACUAACUAUAAAUUAUUUCAGUCACAACUGACGGAUUUAUUACGGUGUCAUCCACUUCUGAAAAAGUGUUAACUGAUACAUGUCAGUUCUCAGAAUUUGGUUGCUGUCCUGAUGGAUCCACUUCAGCAGCAGGACAUAAUCUGGAAGGAUGUUUAGGAGUUGAUUUUGAUAAUUGUACUGAUAAUGGAAAUAAUACUAGUAUGUUUCAUUAAAAAAAAAUAACAAUAUAAAUGUUUUAAAAUAUUUAAUAGCUAAAUUAAAUAUGAUUAAAUUACAUUAACUUCAAUUUAAAACAACCAUCAUCAACUAAAAAUAUUUAUAGAUUGCAUGCCGGAAUGUACUAAAGAGCUAUUUGGAUGUUGUGACGAUAAUAUUACGGCUGCUCAUGGUCCCAAUAAAGAAGGCUGUUGUCUAUAUUCCGAAUAUGGUUGCUGUCCAGAUAAUAUAGUUCCAGCUGAAGGUCCCAAUUUACAAGGUAUUUUCAUUUAUUUUAUAUUUGUUAUUGUAUAAUAAAUACUUUUUGUAUUACUACAGGUUGUGGAUGUAAAUAUACACCAUUCGGAUGCUGUCCGGAUAACACAACCACUUCUAGAGGACCAAAUAACCUUGGCUGUGGUUGCCAAUAUACUGAACAUAAAUGCUGUCCAGAUAACUUCACUCCAGCAUCAGGACCAGAAUAUCAAGGUUGCCCAUGCCAUACCUACCAAUUCGGCUGCUGUUCUGACGGUGUCACUAAAGCAAUUGGUCCAAAUUCACAAGGUACGCAAGAAAAGUUAAUAUUAUAUUAGAUAUUUUUAAACAAAUGUGUGAUGUUCAAGGUUGUGGUUGUGAAUAUUCUCAAUAUGGAUGUUGUGGUGACAAAAAAACACCAGCCCCAGAUGAAAGCAAAAAUUGUGGUUGUGAGUUAUCAAGGUAUGGAUGUUGUUUAGACGGUAUUAUUGAAGCAAGAGGAGACAAUUUCGAAGGAUGUCAAUCUAAGCCGAUUUUACCUGGAGGUAUUUAUAUAUAUUAUUUGAUUAAUAGAAAUAUUUAAAUUAAUUUUGACAUUUAACUUUUUAGCCAGCUGUAGAGAACCAAAAGAUCGUGGUAGCUGUUCUAAUUUCACUGUAAAAUGGUUCUUCGACGACCAAUAUGGCGAUUGUUUGAGAUUUUGGUAUGGAGGAUGUGAUGGAAAUAAUAAUCGUUUUAAAACGCAAGAAGAAUGCAAAUCUAUAUGUAUCGAACCAUCCGGACGAGGUAAAUAAAUAAUCUAUAAAUAGGUAAUAACUAAUACAAUAUAAAAAGUUGUAUUCUUGGCUGACAAAAAUGAUGCAGAAAAACAAUGAUAUUCUUUUCAAUAAAUUAUUAUCAAUCGUCAUUGACUUAAAUACACAUAUUAAAUAUUUUUAACCGUACUUUUAUUAAUUACUAAUACAGACACAGCAUUCAUAGGCUAAUUAAAUAUUUAUUGACAUAUUUUUCUACCUAAUCGUAUAAUAUUUUUUUAAUUACUUAAUAAUUAAGUAUUUUGGUUAUUUAAACAGAUGUAUGUUACUUGCCAAAAAGCAGGGGUCCGUGUGAAGGUAAUUAUCUUACUUGGUACUAUGAUGCGGACCGAAAACAAUGUGCACAAUUUAAUUAUGGUGGAUGCCUCGGUAAUAAUAACAAAUUCCAAACACGUGAAGAAUGUGAACACCUUUGUGUUGCUCCCAAUACUAUGGGUAUAAAAAAUAUUAAUUAUUUAACCAUGUAGUUAAUUUUUAAAUAAAACAUUUAAUUUUAAUUCUAGACCCCUGUGAGCAGCCUCUUACACCAGGACCUUGUCAAGGCAAUUUCUCACGUUGGUAUUAUGAUAAAUCCGCCCGAACGUGUUCAUUAUUCAACUAUGGUGGUUGUAAAGGAAAUCAAAAUAAUUUCUUAAGUAAAGAGUCUUGCAGUUAUAAAUGUAUAAACCCACUAAAAACUCAAGGUAAGAACAAAUACAAUUUCGCUUAUCAACCAAAGUAAAAGUUUUUCUUUACAAAAUUUAAGUAGAAUUAAUAAUAUUUUGUUUUAAAUCUGCAUGACGUUAGUAGAUAGAUAAGCGUAUUCAAUAAUGCUUCAAUAAUUCAAUAAUAUAUAUCACGAAAAAAAAUGUGAAAAGAGUAAAUAGUAUCAUUAGUUUCAAAUAUAAUGAAGAAACGAUAGUUAAACAUACUUACUUAUUCCUAUCGGUUUUGGUUUAUCGACAUUAUGUAUCAAUCAUCUAUUUUCUAGAAGAAGAUAUUUGUAAACUACUAAAAGACUGGUCCGUGGGAUGAUUCUAAAAUAUAUUGGUUUUAGAACCAUGAUAAGAAAUCGUGUAUAUAGGUUAUGGUGGAAACAAAAAUAAAUUUAAAUUAAAAUCCAAAUACAAAACGAAUUGUUAUUCAGAACUGUUACUUAAAGAUACAAAAAUAUCCUAUUGAAUCUUUAAACUAAAAAUGGACUUGAGGUGUUUAUGUAUCUUCUAAACUUGCAGAGUCUAUCAUACUUUAAUACUGAUGUGUUUUAACUUUGUUAUUUAUAAUAUUGUAUUAAAUACGAGUAAAAUAUAUUAUACCUACAAUUAUUAUAACAUGGCGUGUAGAUUUAAUAUAACAUUAAUAUUAUAUUAUUUAAACUUAGUUUAAUAACAAUAUUUUGCUACUAACAUGAAACGCAUGUGGGUUUGGUGCAUAUUUAGAAGAGUGUUUGAUGGCUGUUGCUCGGGGUAGUUGCUCUAAGAAGAUUCCCAGGUGGUAUUUUGAUAACAAUGAAAACGCAUGUAAGCCUUUCUAUUAUACUGGUUGUGGUGCCAACGCUAACAGUUAUGAGACACAAGAGUCUUGUGAAAGUAAAUGUCCACCUAAAAGAAGUAAGCAUAUACCCAUAUUAAAUGGUUAUAAUUUAUUUUAUUUAUAUUUGGUUUAUAAUAAUAGUAAAAUAAACUAAUUUUUUAAUAUUUCAGAAAUCGAUACUUGUAAACUACCAGCUCUUAUCGGCGAAUGUCGAAACUAUGUUGUCCGUUGGUACUUCAACUCGUUGGAAGGUCACUGUAGACAAUUUCACUAUGGAAGUUGUGGUGGCAAUGAAAAUAAUUUUGCUACUGAAUAUGCAUGUGAAAAUAGGUGUAAUCCUGGUCGUGUAACAACAUUGGCACCACCUCAAAUUUCAAAAGGUUAUUCAAUAAAUUAAAAAAUUAUAUGAAAUAUACCUUUAACUAUUAUUACUAUAUGUUUGUUUUUAUACAAUUUGCAGACAAAUGCUUUUUGGACCAAGACCCUGGUAACUGUAGCGAAACAACAUCCAAAUAUUUCUAUGAUAAACAAUAUGGUGUAUGCAACGAAUUUAUGUACAGUGGUUGUGGCGGUAAUGAAAACCGUUUCGAUUCUAAACAAGACUGUGAACAACAAUGUUUCAACUCUCAAGGUAAUGAAAAUUGGAAAUGCCCGUUUCAAUUUUAAAAAUCAAAUUAAAAUGCUAUUAUUUUUUAUUCUUAGAUCUAUGUGAACUACCAAAAGUAGGAGGGCGAUGUCGUGAAAAUUCGAGAUAUAUAAUACAGUGGUAUUAUGAUAAAAACAAUGAUAGAUGUUUCCAAUUCCGAUUUGGAGGGUGUCAAGGCAACGCAAAUCGCUUUAACGAUCGAUUGACUUGUGAAUCCCGUUGUGUGCGAAAUGUUAUAACAACAGUUGCUGCAUCGCCAUUAACUGCUACAUCACGACCAAGCGAUGCUUGUCUUAUUCCACUUGAUCCCGGACCAUGUCUUCAAACCGUAAGAUUGAUUUUAUUUAGUAACACGAAAGAUAAUAAUUUAAAAUUUUACAUUUUUCCGAAUACUAGGUAAAUAUGUGGUAUUUCAAAUCAUCGACAAGACGAUGCGAAGUAUUUGCAUUUGGUGGCUGUGAAGGAAAUGCAAAUAAAUUCCAGUCGCUUGAGGAAUGCGAAAGAACAUGCUAUCCUUAUAUUGAUCCUAAUGGUAAAUAAAAAAGUGUACUAGGUUUAAUUUUGUUCUGAAAUAUAUUUUUUAUAAUUUGUUUGACAGCGAAUAAAAUCGAUGAUGAAACGCUAUCAAAACCUACGGAAGGUCCACAAAUAUCUACAGACAUUUGUAAAGCGGGCAAACUGCGUUGCAAACAAUUAUCUGAAGAAGCGACAAGAUGUCCUUAUGGACUCGAACAUUGGGUCAACACCUUCGGUUGCGAAGACUGUCGUUGUUAUAAUCCUUGUUCGCCGGGACCCGAUCAGAAAUCAAUGUGUCCGUCUGAUUAUCAAUGUAUAGUGGACGUGAUUACCACAGAUAGUGGAGAUACAAAAUACAAGACUUCGUGUAGACCCGGUACAUAAGUAUUUUAUUAUGUAACUAUAUUUCGAAUAGUGGGUACAAUCCACGAUCGCCUUAGAGAAUUUAUAAAAUAUUGUUAAAUACCUAAUUAUUGAACAAAAUUAAAUUAAAAUUUAACUUUUACCUCUUUAAAAUCAUACAACCGUCUAGAUUAUUAUAUUAUAUUUGUCUAUGCACUAAUUCAAACAAUUCAUGCCUAAAGAUUUUUGUCAAUGCGUUAUUAAAACCAAUCAAAUUGCAUUGUCGCGUUUAUAAAUUAAUAUUAGACCAUUAUUGGGUAUCUCUUUUGCCAGUAUUCAAACCGGGAGAAUGUCCUCAACUGACGAUCUACCAGAGCAACUGCGCGGAACAAUGCAGGACGGAUGCCGAUUGCAUGGGAGAAGACAAAUGUUGUUACAACGGAUGUGGUACGUUCUGUUUGCGCCCAACUCUGUCCACUACUACGACGACGACAACACCUUCGCCAACUUCCGCGUUGCAAGAAAAAGGUGAGGUACCGAUGACCGAGCUCUGCAGGAAUAAACUGUCUGCAAUUUUAGAACUAGAGUGCAUAAUAUUAAUUUGGGAUACAUCUUUGUUUAUCCGUUGGAGGGAGAGUGUAUACUCGUAGUAGAUUGAACUGAUACUCGUCAGACUUGUACCAUCGGCUUAGAAUCAAAGGAACAAAUCAACCAAAUACUAAUUCUUCAGAAUAAGCGAAUACAAUUAUUUUAUUAAAAUUGAAUAUAUAUUUUUUAUUAAAUUGGUUAAUAAAAAAAAAAAUAGUAAAAAAAUAGAUUGAAAUUGGUUAAUAUUUAUUAAAAAAAAAUACAUUAUACAUGUAUAUAUUUUUUUAAUUUUUACGUUUCUCCGAUUCUCUGAUUCUAAGCCGACGAUAUUAUAUUUAUCAUUUCCUAACUUAUAGAUAUUAAGAUACUACAAAAAUUGUAUGAAGACGUCAUCGCACGCCCAGUACUUGUCUAGUUUUGCGUAUACACAAUUUGAACGCCCUUUUAGAAAAUUGAUUCACUCGAUAAUAUUUCCAAUAAUUCUCGUUCGAAUACAUGAACAAAUCGAGGGCGGAACCAGGGGGUACAGCACAAAGGGAUAGUGCUCCCUCUCAUUUGCCAAAAAAAAAAAACAAAACAAAAACAAUUAUAUUUGUAUUUAUUUGUUGUACAUACCUAUUACAUAUUACUACAUUAUUAUGGGGUACUAAAUAAAAAUAUUUAAUUCGUAAUAACGUACACAAUCGACAAUACCAUCUAUAUUACGAUUUUUUAUAAUUGUAUUACAGUUAUAUUUCAUUUAUUUCGUAUGUACGGUUUUAUUAAUAAUUAAAAAUGCAGUAUAGCAAAAAUUUCUCUAAUCUAAGUGUCCUCUCCGUAAACAGAUCCUGGAUCCGCCCUUGGUACAAAAUAGUCGUGUGUGAUUAUCGCAGGUAUCCGUUGUAUAAUAAUAAAAUCCGUUCAAAACCGUGCUCACGGAAAACAGAAAAAAUUACACUCUAAAGUGUUUUUCGAGUUAUAUAAUUUGUAGACCACGUCAUUCUUGCAUCAUCAAAGGUACAAAACCGUAUUUCAUUUUCUUUUUUUUUAAUACUAAAUUAUUAACAAUUGUCAACCGGAAUUAUUCUGCCACUUUGUAGUACACGAUUACACCCUAUAGGUUCCGGGUCAAUAAGCAAUACGAAAAAAUAAAUAAUUGAAAACAAAAACGUCAAUAUUGAUGUCUAAAAAUAAAAACAAACAUGUUUUUCUAUUAAUUUAAAAAUCGGGGUUUAGUUGUUAUAUUUUAUGCGACAAUGUUUUAACCACGAGGAAAAAAAUUACGCCCUCGCGUAUUAUUAUAAUAUAACGGCGAAUACUUAUGUUUCUAAUAAACGUCAAUAGAGUAAAAUUUCAAAAAAGUGUUUGAUAAGUCUCUAACCGUGUAAAUAUUAGUAGGUAGUAAUAAUAAUAACAAUAAUAAUAAUGAGUUUGGGCGUGAUCUGACAGAAUCGCCUCCACAAAUCGUAACCGCCGAUUCGAACGUCGAGGCCGAAGAGGGCAACUUCGCUACACUCAGGUGCAUCGUGAUCGGCAAACCCACGCCGACAAUCGUAUGGCAGAAGAACACCACACUGGUAAUAUAUCAUUAUAAUAACAUCAUAAAAGUUAUACAGUUUCCAUUACUAUUAUGUACUACUACUGCGCACUAAGGGACGUCAGGGGUUAUAUCCCCAUCUCCCGAUUAGAUUAAAAAUACAAAAACGUAUUUAUUUAGUAAUUUGAUCGUCAAAUCAUAUGUUGCAGCCAAGUUACAAGAAAAAAGAACAUGAUUUGUUCAAUAAAAAUUUUUUGAGUCCGGAUUUUAAAUUCUCGUUAACGGUGUAUCCAUAGCAAACGGUUUAUUUGUGAACCGCGAUUAAUGGUUAUUAUUUCAUACUACAUCCGGUAUUAAUGUUUAUUAUAAUAUGCACUUAAAUUUUCAGUUUAUGCAACUCGCAUAUUAUGUUUUAACACAAACACGAGUUAUUGGUUUACUAUCCAUCAUCUUCGUCAUAACCUAAUGUGUUUAAAAUACGUUUAUUUUUUAACCUGACCUAACCGAAACGCAUAAAAGUGGAAUAUCUCGUCGGCGGAUUGAUCGAAAUCAAAUUGAACAGUACAUUUAUUUUUACUAUUCUUGAUACAUACAGGUUGUCGAUUAAAAAUCGAAAGUAUAAGAUAAUCGUUCCACCCUUAAAAAUAAGGACGAUUAAAAAUUAUAAUUUUGUAACAUUUUAGAGCUGCAUUUUUCUUAAAUUUUCGAAAUAAUUUUUUUUUUACAAAUUUUUCGAAAUGUCGAACGCAGCCACUCACUCAAAUGGAUUCGCCCUGUGUAUAGGCACGACGGUUUCGCAUCGAGCAUUGUCACAAUGAACAACAUAUUCUGAACAAAAUAUCAAUAAAACGACGGUAUACUCGUAAUAGUUAUAAUUACGAGAAAUUCACAAAGCGUAAAAUCAGAUAUACAAUUUUUUUUAAAAAAAUUCAACAGAGGGGAGAUGUAACACCCACGUACCUCGGUUGAGCACGCCCCUGUCACUAGACGACGAUCGGAUAUUUUGUAAUCGCUGUUGUUGUGCGCGCGCGCGUUUCAGAUCGACGGGUCCGGAGGACAUUACAAGCUGUUCGCCGACGGUACUCUGCAGAUCGUCGGGCUGUACAGAUACGAUACGGGGUUGUACAUCUGUAUGGCCAGCAACGGUGUCGGCGAACCGAUCAGAAGAGAGGUUUACCUGACCGUUAAAGGUGAGCCUUAUUAGUUUCUAGUUUUUUCGUUUUUUCCGAUAGACAAUCAGCUAAUGUCUGUAAUACCUUCAUUCUCACCUACAUACGGUCCCGUGGACGCGCUUUAACCUAUUUGUAGACGUAAUUUGUUUCGAUCUUUUUUUUUUUUUUUUUUUCAUCUAAUAUUAUCGUUGAAUUUACUACUGCCUGCUUAUGACGAUGGUGACUUUACUCACCUGUGCGUAUUAACAAGCCAUUUUUCUAUUACAAUAAUAUACUAACUAAUACGCCCUCGGUGUUCGCAUGUGAUUGGUGUAUUUGUUGUUCGGUCCUUCUCCUUCGCGGUAUUGUUGUUGCUACUAACUCGCAGACCCGAUACGACGGGCGGCCAACACGAUCGGCGAGGAGAACACGGCCGUGGUGGUCUCGUUGGACAGCCCCACGGUGUUGCACUGUUACGCGGUCGGCUGGCCCAGGCCCGUGGUCGUGUGGUGGCGCGCCGACCGCAUGUUGCCAAUGAACUCGGAGGUGUUCGAACAGCGCCCCGAUCAUUCGUUGUACAUCCGAAGGGUGACGGUCGGUCUGCUCGGCCCGUACACGUGCCAGGCGUACAACGGGGUAGGCAGAGCCACGUCGUGGAGCAUAACGCUCCAAGCGUACGACACUGGGUUGGCGGGCUCUCCGACGGACAACCCGUACCUAGUGCCCCCGCCCAAGCAUCCGACCAGCGGCGACGUGAUCCGGAUCAGACCGAUCUUCGUCAAGCUCACCAGGCCGCCGCCCGUCUACAGGGUCGUAAGUAUGAACACUCGACCGCAGCUGACGGACGCCCCCGUGGCCGUCAACACCAGACCGCCGCCGAUUUACAGGACACCGCAACGGCCGGUGCAGCAGACGGACGGCUUCGUCGAGACCACGACCACGCGGACACAGACGCGCCAACAAAAAUUGUUUGUCGGUAAGUACGCCGCGCGCGCCGACUCGCCCUGCGGUCGUUACGUCUAGUACAUUAUGUUCACUGUGCGAAUUCGGUACUUACCGGCCGCUAUCGCGGGCAGAUCGCCGAAUAGGUUUUCCAAGAGUAAACAUUUUUCGCUCGCGCACAUUACGUUUCUCAUACAGUCGUGUAUUUGCCAUGGAAUUCCGGGAAGUCCGGGAGAGUCCGGGAAGUUUCCCGGUGGCCCGAUCGUGACUUUAUCAUCACGAAACUGAUUUCAUACUUAAAAUUGUUCUUUUUUUUUUUUUUUUUAUAUUAUUUUUCGAUAAAAAUAGUAUUUAUUACACACAGUAUACGAUAUAUAUGACUCAUCGUGCAUACGCCGUUGAUAAUGAGAAGGGAAACAAUAAUAUGAUUGUCUGACAAACUAUAUGAUAAUGUGGUUAAAUAUAUCGCGUCCACAGAUAUUACAUAAAGCGAAUAAUUGGGCGGUAAAAUUCAGAAUCGGUCCGACGCACGAACGUGAAACCGUGAUGUACACGGUUUACGACAAAAUUGUUUUUAACACCUUUCUGGAACUGUUUAGUUGUCUAGAAAUUCGUCGUGCGAACGACGGCUCUCGUCCAGUAUUUAAUGGCUGUAAGCAAUUUUAACCGGACCGCCUGAAUCGAUUUCGAUUGCGAACGGUCGUCGCGGGUGGUUAUCGCGUAAUCGCGUUCGUUAUUUUCGCAAAACAACUAAAAGGACUUUGUAAUUUUGGUUCAGUAUCGUUUCAGGGUAUAAUUAUUUUAUUACAUAAACUGGUAAAAAAAAAAAAAUAAUAAUUAAAACAACCAGUAGAGAACAUUCCACGAAAAUUCGCAGAAUUUUUCGAGCGGAAAGUUUUCUUUACAAGUACGUCCGAUAAACAUAAUUUUAUGAAUUAUCCGAAAAAUGGUAGUUUUUUUUUUUUUAAAUAUUUACGUCGGUACAAACUGGUGGAAAUUUACAUUUUUUUCAAACAUUUUUACAUCAGGUAAUAAAUCGUACCAGGUACAUAUUGUUUUAUUUCUCUAUAUUAUAAAAACUAUCUUAUAUUUUGGUAUUUUCUUAACUCUAGUUACGCUUUUAGAUUACUAAUAUUUAAUUUCUUUAUGUAUUAUUAUUAUUAUGAUCUAACAGUUUUUUUUUUAACUAUACCGUAUAAAGGAUUCUUCCUGAGGAAUAAACGCUUUGGGUUUUUUUUAUUUCAGUUAUAUAUAUAUAUAUAACUGAAUAGCCGAUAAUGUUUUAAGGAUGUUUUUGCUCGUGUUUCGUGAUGACUUUUUAAAAAACAUAAUUUGAGCUUAUCACUAACGAAUUAUUAUUUAAUGUAGUUUUAGUUGUUUAACGAUCUAAAAAUGUGCUUAUGAAAAAAAAAUCGUCUACUAAGCUUUGGUUAUGGUGAAAUUUGUUUGACAAGGUGUACACAUACAUAUUAUAAUAUAUUUUUCAGGUAUUUGUAGUAUACAGUAGAUAUAUACAUUUAGUACGAAAAACGUUAUCAAAAAACUUAUCGAAUUAUUACAAAACGUAAAAUAUAUGUAUUAUUUAUGAGUGAAUAAUACUGUAACGCACUGGUAGGUACACAGAACAAGGAUAUAUUUCUAAAAAAAGUCCAAAUGAAACAAACUUAUGCGUUACAGUAUACGCCACUGUACUUAUUAAUUUAUCAAUGAAAAUUAAAUUACAUGUUUCAUACAGUACAAAGGAAAAAACCAGGGGCACCCAUUUCCACCUCAUCCUUCCAUUUACCCCCUUCCAAUGACCGUGAUUAAGAACAUAUAAUAUCAAACACGAUAUAUUCGAGAAUACAAUAAUCUUAGAUCCGAGAUUUCCGAAUUAAACAACUGAAUUAUGAUCAUUACUUUUAACAAUUUUAAGGCAACUUUUAAAACAAAAUUGUUUCAAUCAUUUACGAGACAUUUGACUGUUAUUACUAAUUUUCUUUAAUCUGCCCGUGCACAGUAUUGUAAGAAAAAAAAAACGUCACCUAUCGUUUCCAUCCCCGUCCUGUUGGCCGUUUUUGCCAAGCAAUUUAUUUUCCAAAAACGGUACUUCCUUGUCUAAUCAACUAAUAUUAACGGUUUUUUUGUAAUCCUUGUAGCCAAGUUGAACCCCCAAUAAAUGAACGAAAAAAACAUUCGUUCCGACAAUUUCAAAAACCAUGUGUCAGACAUUAAGCAUAUUUUGUAUGAGAUUAAAUCCGAUUUCGAGAUACAUAUACGGACCUGUUUAUUCGCUUCUGCGUGUCAGACCUCUACGUCUGAUAGAUUUGACUGUGUAGUGCGCACAAACAGACAGUCACUUCCCCCUACCCCCGAAAUGAAUUAUUAGUUCGUCCAUCCAAAAGUCAUCCAGAAUCCGGUGGUAACUUAUAAAAUGAUGACAACUGCCCAGUUCGAAAGAUGCCAACCACCCAUCCAUGCACCAAAUUUUUGUUCGGGAUAGCUGUCCCAAAAAAUAUCGGUCGUGCCGACUACUAUUAUACGUUACAAUAAACCAUAAGUCCAAGGUUAAAAUGUUUAUGCACUUAAAAUCCAUACAAAGGACUUAAAAACGUUAAAAAAACCUCUAAAAAUAUAUUAUAGAAUAUUUAAAAGAGCAAUAAUGGUGGAGGAGUUUAAAAGUCCCCCCCUCCUCUAAUGGUUCUAACUUAUUAAAACAAUUAUUUUAACUAAAAAAAUGAUUAUUACAAAGUUAUUUUUUUCAAAUAAAUUUGAACGUUUUAUUAAAAAAAAAAAAAAUACUUUGUAUUUAUCAGUGUUAGAAAAUUGUAUUUAAUAGGACUCAAACCGUUAGCGGAGGGACUUUAAAAAUCCUCUACCGCUUUUGCUUCUUUAAAUAUUAAGAGAUUUUUUUGUCGAUUUAAGCGCUUUUUCGCAGAUUUCAAUUGCAUAUAAUAAAAACAUCCUAGCCCUAACCAUAAUAGCAUAUAAACGACUCGAAAAAUCAAAUCACACGGACGUCUACUGCAGUAGUGCUAAUCACAGUGGACUGUGCCCGUUUAUGGAAUUAUUUAGUUUACAUUACGAAUAUUGCAGGUACAUUGACAAAUUCACUACAUAAAUAUAAUAUUAUAAUUGUGCGGUAUUUAUCGAGUAGUUACGGUUCGAUAUUCGAAUAUUUGAUUGCCUAUAGGUAGUUGAAAAUGUAUUCCGAUACUUGACAUUUUAUUAGUCCGAAGCAAUAUAAUAUUUUAAUAAUAUGUAUAAUAAUUAACAUUUUUCCAUCGCAGUUCCGGUACAAGUUAAUAUUUCGUUAUCCACUACGAAGUACUCUCUGGGCUCGGACUUGAGCAUCCCUUGUUGGGUGGACGGUUAUCCGACACCCACCGUGCAGUGGUACAAAGACGGACAGCUGUUGCGAAACAGCGAACGGAUUCAAAUAGCCGGUAAGCAAGUUUCAAAAUGCGUGGGUAUAUAAUAACAACAAUGCGUAUUAAACAGAAGGUUUUCAAUAAUAACAAUAACAAUAAAAUUCAGUAUUAUAAUUUUGAUUUUUUUUUUUUCUCUCUCUUUCAGAAAACAAAUUGAUUGUCGUGCGUACGAACACUUUGGAUUCGGGUUCUUAUAAAUGCGAAGCGUAUAACGCGUACAGCUCCGAUGAGAAAACCGUGAACAUUUCAAUUGAAGGUGUUUAUGACUUAUUAUAUGAUUCUAAAGGGUUUUAUACCGAUGUAUGCGAUUUUUUUUUCUGUCUGUAAACAACUUUUCUACUAAAAAUCUUGUCUAUACGGUGUUUAAUGAAAUCGUUUUUUGAUGAUCCGUGCAGUUUUCUUAAUAGUAGGGAAAACCACCAGGAAGCAAAAAUCGGGAAGCACUGAAAAGUUUACGGCAUGAACGGUUUCGUUGUUUUCAAUUUUGUUUUUUUGCCGUAAUUUGAUUUGAAAAUAACCAUCGCAAAGACCUGAAAUAUCUACAAAAAACUUUUAUUAGCAUUUUCUAGACGUCGUAAAAUUUUCAAAAUAUUUUCGUGAUUUUUGAGCUAUUUAUUUGAGCAUUUGCAUGUUUGAAUUCGUUUAAUUUUAUGUGAGUAUCAUUGAUUGGCCGAAUAGAAAUGCUUAAAAAUAAAAAAAUUAUUUUAAGAUUUUAAGUUUAACUUAUCGAUAAAAAAAGAAAUACUUCGCACGAUGGGCCACAAUUGUAGAUGAGUAGUUGGGAAAGUAAAAGGGAAAUUUAAUGUAUAUCUAUAUGCAACGAUUAACCAUUAAAUUAAAUAAAUAAAUAAAGUAAAUAAAUACAUAAAUAAAAAAUGUAUAUAUUUAUUUACGAAUAUUAUUCAUUUUAAUAGUUUUGUUAUUUCUUUAUUAUUUUAUUACUGAUUAACCAUUACCAACGAAAAACGAUUCUGAACGGAGUUCAGUUAAUAGUGUUGAGUUUUCAACAUUAUAUACGUCAUAUAAUGGUAAAAUAGUUUUAUAAUAUGCAUUAUAUAUUUUCUUUAAUGGCAUUUUUUACUAAAACGAUUUUCGUCAAAUUUUGGUACUAAAAUUUGUAUAAACAAAAAUUUUACAUUAAACUCAAAUUUUUCUAGUUGACCACAAAGUACAACUUAUAAUAAACUUCCUGUUAAAUUUUCUAGCAUUUCUGUUUAGUCUAAAAAUGUAUCCACGAGUAUUUAGCGAACAAAAAUUAUAUAAAAAAAACCUCGUAAAAUCGCAAUGUCUUUAUAGACAUUAUAAAUAGCUCGAAAAUGGCUACAACAUUUUGAAAAUUUGACCACGUCUAGAAAAGUCAAAUAUAUGGUUUUAUCCAAACUUCAAGUCUCAACAAAUAUUUUAAUUGAAUCAAAACAACUCUAAACAAAAAAACGAAAAAUUAAAAAUUAUACAUUUCAUAAACUUUUCCGUUUUUCCCAUUUAUCCCAUCUAGGAAAAUUACCUUCCUAAAUUAUCAUCCCAGUCAAGUUUCCUUUCAGAAAAAAUGCUAUACUUAAAAAUUGGAGCAAAUUUGAUGGAAUAGAAAAGUGGUCCACAGAAAAAAUAAAAUAAAAACGAAAACAAAAUAAACAUCAUUGUGAAACCAAUACAUUAAUCGCUCGGCUCAGAAUCUAAAAGUUUUAGUUUGGUAGUUUUUUUUAUACGCGUUUUAAGAUUACCUUUUGACAAAAACCGUAAAAAUUAUGGCAUUUCUAAAGAUUUUCGUAGCAAUGAUUUAUUGUUAGGUACAGAUAUAAAUUUAAUGAUUUUAUGCAUCCUAUAUUUGUCUACAGUCGUCGCGUUUAAUCGGCGGUAAAUUAUUCAAAUAAUUUUCAAUCCGACUGGCCGGUGUUUAGAUAGCGGUCGACAAAUCAGUGUAUCGAAAUUCCAAAUCCGGAUUUACAAUGCAAUUCAGUUGGGUACCGGAAAUCCGGAUUUUCGAACUUUGGCAAACCCGAAUUUUCCAAAUAGUAUAAUACAAAUAAAACACAUUAACUUAUUUCUUCAUCGACCGUUCUCCAUAGGUGAAAAUAAACCAAAUAUUGUAUAUAUAAUUUUUUUUUUUUUUUUUUUUUCGGGUGGGACUUAUAUAAUUAUAAUUAUACAUCCACGGAAUAUCGCCUUUAAAGACUACGUAUGCUUAGUAUGUAUCCUUGACGAGCACUUGAUUUGAAAUGAGGUUUUGCAAAGUUGCAAGGGUCUAAACCGACCCAAACAUCCACCAACUGUUUGCGACAAUAAGAACAAUGUGUCUCGUCCGAAAAAUUGAUUUCCCCGUACAUUAUUCGGUCCUGUAAACUAUAUACGUUUUUCUUUUUUCGUUGUACUUUGAUAACCUUCCGUUUUCGUUUGUGUUUAUUUUAAAGGCUUGUACAUCCAUCCGAACUGUACGGACAAACAAUUUUUCGCCAAUUGCACUCUGAUCGUGAGCGGAUACUACUGCGACCAUCCGUACUACAAAAUGUUUUGCUGCGAGUCGUGCACGCGAGCCGGUCUAUUGCCGGCCAACAAUGACCGCCAGCCCAACUUUUCGUACAUCAGCAACACGAUAAGACGGUUCAGGAGGGAUCUAGUCAACAAACUCCAGAAUUUGAACCUUUUCUGAGCAAAAAAUUAACAUAUACACCAUUCUCUCAGUGGAGUGUGUAUUUUCUUUUUUUUUUUUUUUUUAGUCAUAAAUUCAAACAAAAAAAUAAUCAUAAUGAUAAUAAGCGAUAAUAAUAAUAUCGAGUAAAAUAUAUGGUGUCGCACCAAUAUUAUUAUUAUUGUAAUUUUUUUUUUUUUUGUACUAUAAUUAUAUCAUUAUCAUUAUUAUUAUUACUACUAUAUUAUAUUACUUUUAUUAUUUAUUAUUAUUAUUACUAUUUUUAUUAUUACUAUUAUAACAAAUCCAAAUUGUAUUAGUUUCAAAAAUCUGUUAAAAAUCAUACACGCAGUCAUUCCAUGUAAUAAUUAUUUAUAUGUUUUCUUACCUAUACCUAAUACUAACAGGGCUGGGCUAUUAGAUCCAAGUAUUUAAGAUACACAUCUACAGAGUUAUACAAACUUGUACCUAGACACAUAAUUCGGAAGUAUCUAAAUACUUUUUUGACAUGUAUAUUUUUAUUUAAUAUUUUUACCAAUAAUGAUUUUUCAAAAUUUGUCAAAAUUUAAACAAUUUACAAUUCAUUCAUUAAUUCACUAAUACCCCAUGUAAGUAUAAUAUUUUUAAUAUGUCUGAAAAUACUUUUUAAAAAUAAUUUUUUUGAAAGAUAAACAAGUAUUUAUUUUUGAAAAACGAAUGUCUACAAUCCCUGAAAUUUAAUAAAACUUUACUGAAAUAUUAUAUUUCUUUUAAAUAAGAAUUUUAAAUUUAAAAAAAUUGAAUACAAUUAAUUAGAAAUGUCUAGUAUCAAUGUAUCAUCGCCUAUUUUUCUUUCUUUUCUUUUUUUUUUUUUGUAUUUCUGAUAUUUGUAUCCACUAAUAUAAAUUACAAUCAAAAAGAUAUUAAAGUAUCGUUUAUAAUCGAUAUACUUUUUUGUGAUUAUCUUGUCCAGCCCUGCGUAUUACUAAUAGUAUAAAUGUGCUGUACAGAUUAUGAUAUACUUAUACUGUUGUGACGCACGUAUUAUACAUAAGUAUGUUUUAAAAUAUUUAAAUUAAUUAUUUUUUACUUUAUUUAUCAGAUACCGAUAUAUUUUUUAAAUUAGUUCCUAAUAAUAGUUACUCAUUAUUGGAAAUAGUUUAUUACUUUAUGAAAUAUUAUUAUAUAUCUAAUAUCUAAACUAUAGGUACAUAUUGUUGUGUAGGCACCUAUAUAGCGGGCAUUAAUGUUUAAUUUUACUUUUGUACUGUCAAUUCAUAAUGUGUAGUAGGUACCUAUAUGGAGGGUACAGGGGAAAAAAAAAUUAGAAAAUUCGCUUUUUUUUCCAAAAUAUAUAUUUUGAUAUUGCGAUAUUGGUAUCAAACAAUAUUCGUAUUGAUCACGUACCGUAUCUCUUAUGCGAUCGAACCGGCGAAAAAACCGGACUAGUUGAAAUUAAUGUGCGCCACAGAAAUUUAGGCCUAUAGGAAAAUAAACAGGUAAAUAGGUCAAUUGAUAACCCGACCAAUGUGCUGGAUGAAAGGCCGUGGUCAAUAAUAUGUUAUGGCAUUAUUGCGUUGCGUUUACUGCAUUUCAAAGUUUAACAUUAGACUUAUUUUGAACUUUUUACUUUAUAAAAAUAAAAAACUGUUACGUUUUUAAAUUAAAAACACGUUCUUCUCGGUUUGAAAAAAGUGACUUUUCUGCGUUUUUCCCUAUACCCUCCAUAUACUAUGGGCGAUUGAAAUUAUAAUAUAAGUACCUAAAACUAAUCGCAUACGAUUUUUAACUAUAACAAUAUAAUGUUGGCACAUACACAUAAUAAUAGUAUGAAGCGUUUCCAUUUCGAAUAGGGUAACUGUAGGUAUACAAUGUAUUAGUUGCUAUUUAAAUAUUUCACGUAUCCACGGUUAAAAUUAAAAUAUUAAUAAUAUAUUAUCUUAAGUUCUUUAGUAAAAUAAUAAUAUUAUUCAUUUUCAACGAUAACGCGUAUAAUAAUUGUUAACAUAUUAGCAAUAAUAUUAUAACAUAGUGUUCGGGUUUAUAUUAUAUAAGCAUUUUAGGUGCAUUUUAAAAAACGCUUAAAAUUAUUUACAUAUAUUUGUGUGGCCAUUUAUAACAUCCCGACGCGGAUUAAUAUUAUUAUCCACCAAAUUGUGUUUACGCGAUUCAUUACAAAAAUAUAUUAUGUAUUACGAGUUAUUUACAUUUUAAUAACUAUAUUAUACCUAUAUCACUAACUUUAUACUUAUCGACACGUCUUCAAAAAAAAAAAACUUGUUCGGCUUUAUUACUACGCUUUUUUGAAUAAACACGUGUAUUAUUAUACGGAAAUUAAUUUCUGGAAACCUUUAUUUAGAUAAUUUGAAUGCUAAUAUAAAUAAUAGUGUAAUACAGUAAAAAAACGUAAUUUAUUUUAUGGUAGAAAACGCGGUUUGGACCGAAGUUUACCGCGCAACUUCGCAGGUGUACCCAACAGAACGACAAUGGUGCGCAUGUUACGGUUUUCACAACAGAUUCGAUUAUCUACGUCAUAACAGUGUAGCUAAUUUCCUUUUUUAAAAAACCUAUCCAAGGCUGCCCGGUUGGCGUCUCCUCCCCAAAGAGGUGCGAAUAUUUUACGUUCCAUCAACGAGGCCGCCCGACUGACAAGCCCGGCCUCGUGGCACAGACGCGUGCGCUUGAUGGCCCUGAUCACGUUCACGUCGUGUCUGACCUUCGGCGACAACCAUUGCACGGCGUCCGCCAACGUGGCCACCGUGCCGUCCACCAGGCCGACGUCCGUGGCCUCAGACGCGCUCAGCCGCCGGCCGUCCAGCAACAGGUCCAACGUAGUCCGCGGUCCCACUAACGACAUGAGACGGCCGCUAGAGCCCCACGCCGGCACUAAACCCAUUGUCCCGUGAAUGAACCCUAUGGCCGUGGUCUCAGAACUGUUGCUCAUCAACCGGUAAUCGCACGCCGUCGUAAUUUCGGCUCCUCCUCCCAGCGCGCC
Cinara cedri is the source of this 73062-nucleotide messenger RNA. The record is from the annotation of a GenBank genome assembly. NCBI's taxonomy places the organism in Eukaryota, Metazoa, Arthropoda, Insecta, Hemiptera, Aphididae.